CAGACUUCAAUAGGUAAGGGUUUUUCGUCCUGUUAUCUGCUGCCCUGCUUGGGGCAGAUAAUGGCUUGUCGGUGUGGCUGCUGUUGCGGUUUUGGUCACCUGAACGAAGACAACGGUAGAUUUCUUUUGCUGGCACUUCUCAUAAUUUUGUACUUGCUCUGUGGCGCCGCCAUCUUUUCUGCCAUCGAGCAUCCCAAGGAGAAGGAAGCUAAGGAGAGGUGGCAGCAUAAACUAGACAACUUCACUCACAAAUAUAAUCUCAGCAAAACUGAUCUACACAACUUUCUUCGGGACUAUGAGGAGGCAAAUGUCGCAGGGAUUAGAGUGGACACCAUUAGACCAAGGUGGGAUUUUCCUGGGGCUUUCUAUUUUGUAGGAACAGUGGUCUCAACAAUUGGUAAGUCAUAGUCUUACAGAUAAUGCAUUGUCUUGAUAAUUAACAAUGGGGAACAAGGGAUUUUAAAGCUAGACUUUAAGGCCUAAAUGGGCAUGCAUCACUUGACAAUUUUUUUUUUUUAAACCAGCAAGCAAACACUUUCAAACCAAUUUGCAAACCAAAUUAAAGCAAACAAAUCUUUGAAAAGUUUAUAAUAAAUGUUUGUAAACUGACUAUAAACUUGGUCAGAUUACAUUAAUGGUAACGCUUCUCAAGCAGGGGAGUUUCUUCAGCCUCCCAACCUUACCCACCUAUCUCCGUUUCAGACUGGUCCACAAAUGGCAAAAACAGGGCUUCAUUGUGCAGCAGCAUGAUAGAGAAACCAGACACUGUAGCCUGCUCUCGGUGAUCACACUGAUCAAACUCCCUCUCUUCUUCUCCUGUCAGCAUGUUGCAAGGUGAAGAGAUUUUUGAAGUGCAAAUGUGUAAUCUGUCAGGAAAUGCACAAAGCACUUUUCCAGCAUUCCUAGGGAUAGGACACUGAUUGGUUAGGUCAGUGCCCAACUCUGGUGUGGGUGAGGAAAGCACAAGAAAGAAGCAGGUAAAUAUUAAAAAAUAUAUAACAUUUUCCUGCUUUUUUUCAGCCUGCAGUGUGAGGAAACUGUCUGAAUGAGACCGUUGUCUCAAACUGAUGCAUGUCCCUUCAAGCUAAGCAGAGAAAUAUAGAUUGUGUUCAGUGAUAAGAACUUUAUCCACCUAGACCAGGCUUCCCAAACUCCGUCCCUCCAGAUAUUGCUGAACUACAACUCCCAUGAUUCUCAGCCUAUCUAUUUCAUUCAUCCAUAGAAUCAUGGGAGUUGUAGUUCAGCAAUAUCUGGAGGGCCUGAGUUUGGGGAAGCCUGAUCUAGAUUCACGAGUGUACUUGCAUAUUCUUCAGAGAAAAAAAACAGAACAUUACGCCCUCCAAAAAAAAGUAAUUUUUAAAAAAUAUAUUCUGACUUUUAGAAUAAAAAAGUACCAGGAUCUAUUUCUAUAUUUUCAUCUUAAAAAUCAGCUGAUCAGGAAGUGAUUUGGGGUCUGAAGGCUGCCGGAUUGAUUUUGUUCUCAAUUAAAUUCAUUAGGUUGUGAGAUAACAAGGCCGACUGGAAAUUCAUUGACAUUACCUAAACAAAACAGAUUUGUCUGCGUGCAGAAUUUUGUAAUAAUUUUUUAUGAUCAAAUAUUUCCAUUAUACGAUGCUCGGAUCCUCCAAGGUUAUUGUAAUAUAUAUACCAAAAUGUCAAAGUACACUAUAAAAAUAAUAAUUCUUCGAAAUGACUCCUAAAAUACUACAUGGAUUUGAUAGUGUGUUGUUUUCUUUUGGAUUUCUUUUGGAUUAUAAAUUAAUUUCACUUUGUUUUUUUUUUUCUUACAAUUCCUAACAACAGUUAGAACUUACCCAAAAUAAAAAAAAAAAAAAAACAGAUUGUACUUUUAAUCCUAUAACUGCAGUAGUUGUUUUCAAAAAGCAGAUCACCUGCACUUGUAGAAUUGGUAGCACUAAAAUAAUAAACAUGAGGUUUUUUUUUAUGUAAAGUCAGUUCUUACAGCAUGAUCAAGCUUUGCAUAUGUUCCGUUCUUUCACGUUUGUGGGCCUGUUAUUUUGAGAGCAGAAGAUUAAAAUGUGAAAUGAUGAUACUGUGUGAUAAUAGCAAAGAUUAGAUUUGGCAAAGUAGCCCUCUGUUCUGUACAUUAAUUUCAGCGAAACAAUAGGCAGGAAAUAACACCUAUUUUAAUGCAUUAUAUAGCUAAUGUGUUCAAAAUGAUAAUAAUAAAAAUAAAAUAAAAGCUAAAAAUAAUACUUGAUGUGCAGCAUCCUAAAACCACAGCACUUGUACAAGCACGUGCUACAGCUGGCCACUUGUUCCCAAACCAGGAAGAUAUUCCAACAAUCAGGAGCUUUCUUUUCCUGGUCUAUAUUUUUUUUUCUUCUUUCGUAUCCUAAAAAUCCCUCUCCAGUUGGGUUUUAUGGAAUAUAUACAGAUUAGUCCUCAGCCACAGUUCUACCCACUGAAAAUGUUAUAACAGCCAUACCACGGCUGCUAUCAGCCUAUCCACAGCCGAUUCACAGUGUUCUAAAGCAAACAUCUGCUUCAGAAUGGGGAGGGCUAAGUUGUUCAUCCAAGUUCGGUGGAUGUCAAAGGAUGGAGUAAUAUUCAUUCUAUCAGCUCACUGAUGCAGGGGGCAGUCUUAUUGCUGAAACUCUGACGUGACAGUAUGACUCUAUACACCUUAGGCUUUGAUUUGGUGCAAAGUUGUUAUGGUGCUUUAUGUGUCCCUUUAAGUGCAACAGUGGAGAAUGAGAAUUCAUUGCAUAUAACCCUGGGCAUUCAGUUACAGAUCAGCAUGUUCCAAGCAUGCAUUGCAUUCAUAUCUUUUGUUGAAUAUCUCGUAAUAAAGCACCACUGUCAUUACUAAAAAAAUUGGGGGGGGAGGGGGGCCUGACCAUCAUGUUCUGCCCGAGCUCUGAGCCCACUCUCUGCUCUUGACCAAAUACUUGUCUCUAAGCUUGCAGAAACUACCUAAACCGAAUCUCCUCAGUUCCUACACCGAGUAGCAGACCCUCAGAACCGUUGGUCCGGUUUCAAUCAGCCGGAAAUCUUUGCAAGGCCUAGCAAAUUGCUGGAGGUGCGAGACAGCCGAUCCUCUGCCCGGUGCACCGCCACUGUGUCCUCAGCAACGUACCUGACAGACCCAUUCCCCCCCUCUAGACCAGUGGGGUUAUCCCGGUCCCCGCUGGUGACCAAAUAGCACUGUAACCUGAACUAACUCAUAAGAUUGCGGCCUACUCUUACUCAAAAUAGCCGCCGUGCUGCAGCCUGCUGCUCUGCAAUCACCUAAGAGCGUGGACCCACUCCUGCAAGCCUUUGAUAGACUGUGUGCCCAAUUCUGGGAAAAAUUGAGGGCUCGAACACUCACCUCUCCCACUACAGGCAGAGAACUUGCCCCACGGAUCCAGCCUGCUGACCAAUGCCGCAAGGUGAGGCUUCACCCACGCAAUCACGGAGUGUCCUCACGGAGAUUGAGGUACUAGCGGCAGCCGCGGCUCGCUCAUAGACACUGAUAUCGGGAACGUAGACCACCGCUGAAGCGAAAUCGCAGCACACUGAAUCCUGAACCCUGCUAACGGGCCCAUGCUAGCUGCUCCAGAUGGUGCAAACUCCACAAGUGUAACUUGCGCGGUCGAAGAAACUAUGCUGGACAGGGCUGCUGGCAUGCCCUGAGGGGGUCCCAGGGCCUUUUUCCCACGGUGGGUCUCUUGGAGGAACUUCUAGUGGAUGUGCCCUCACACCUGAAGACGAUGGAAACCCCUGCUAGGACCAACAAAACUUAUGCAUCCACCUGCCAUCAGCCUCCCAACUCUGGGCAUAGGCUGAACUGCCCUCCACACGGACUGCAAAUCCCACUCACACAGCAUUUAAGUUAAAAAUUUUUUUUUUUUUUUUUUUUAAAUUCUUUAUUUAGUCGUGUGAUAAUAGAACAAUUUUACCUAUUCUGCCACAACAGCAGAAGUAGGUUAUGAACAAGCAUACAAUUGCGAGGCAUAGGUAAGUAUCAACGAUUAAACAGCACUUUUUGUAAUAUAUCAACUGCAUUUGAUAGGACAUGUCGGUGAUGAGGUGAGUGCUUUUCGGGUGCAACAGGGCAUGUCAGUGCUCACGGGGUGAAUCAAAGCUUGUAGUUGCGGGUCUGAGACUAGGUGUUGAGCUAAGAAGGUUUUUAUCGUAUGUCCAUUGUGUCACUAUCUCAGGUCCCUGCUCCUAACAAACAAUACUCUAUACGAUCUGCAACUAGGUGUGUCGCUGUUAGGGGUGGUGUCUGUGUAUGGUUAUGUGACAGGAGGGUCAGGAGUGUAUUUACAUUCCCUUUGGCUUCACUCUUAUGUCUGCGUGUUUCACUAGAUCGUUUAUGUACCGUUUUGCUAUUUGUGCCCCUAACCAAGGGGGCGGCGGGGGGGGAGGGGGGGUUGAUAGAGCAUCUCUUAAUGCUGUCUGAGGUGGGUCUGGGUGCCCUUAAGGAGGGUCCCCGUUGUUAAAGGAGUAUAGGUAGAAGACCCUGUCAUACAGGUUGGGGAUGGUAAGUGUUCUCGGGUAUUCAACCUAUAUACAGAUAAACCAACAUUCGCAUUGCUAUUAUCUGGGUGAGCCGACUACUUAUAGUCUUUUUGUAGUGUCCUUGGUAUUGUUUCUUCUCGCCGUGAUUGGGUGGGCAAGCGGUGCUUCAAGCCAAGGGAGUGCCAUUCUCUAUGUCCCUCUGGCCCUCUGAUGUGUCUACAGUUGUCAGUCCCAGCGUUUCAAGAAAAGAUGAGGCUUCCGCAAGCGAGGUGAGUGUGAGGGUAGUCCCAUUGUGUGUAGUUAAGAGUGAGCCCGGCGCUCCCCACCUGUAGGUGAUAUUGGCGGUACGUAGUUGUUGGGUCACUGGAUGAAGUGAUCGGCGCCACUGUAAGGUGGCCCUCGUCAAGUCCUGAUAGAAGGUGAGACUAGAGUCUUCAAACAUUAGUGGGGUCUUGCCCCGCAGCGCUAUCAUUAUUUGUCCCUUGUCAGAGGAAGAUGCACAGCGAAGUAUAACAUCCCGAGCUGUUUGUGAGGCGGCUCUUAGGGGGCCCGCGUCCCGGUAUAUUCCGUCAAUCACCAUUUUUCUUGCCGCCGCUGGAGGUAAGAUUGUUGCCAGUAGCCUUCUUGUGUAGUGCGGCAGUUCAUCAGUGGAGAUCUCUGCAGGGAUGCCUCGUACCUUGAUGUUGUUGCGUCUAUGGCUGUUCUCGAGGGCGUUCAGGUGUAAGGCCAUAUUGUGGUGGGAUUUUUGGAGCUGGUGUACCGAGUCUUGCACUUUUGUUAGGUUAGUGGUAACUUCGGCUAUAUCAGCCUCUGUGGCCUGUACCCGGUCUUUUGUGCUCUGUAACUCUGCUUUUAUUCCUGUUAGUUCUUGCGACAGGAUUUUGUGAAACUCAUGUAGGAGGAUUUGUAAGUCAUGUUUAGUCGCUGGUGGUGAUCCCUCCGGGGAUGCUGGUGGUGCUAUAUAGAGGUUAUUUCUCUCGGUUAGUUCAGCUUGAGCUGUUUGGGUAGGACUAGGCUGAUUUUCCUCUGGGGUCUGUUUGGGCCUAGCAGGCCGCUGAAGCAUGGCCCCGAUGUCUCUACCUUCUAUCUGGGUUCCAGCUUUCUGGGAGCGUCGCCCCAUGGCGGGCAUGAAGUCUCCCGAGGUGGAAGGGGAUCCGAUGCCCGGGUUACUUGUAGGGCCUUGAUAGGCUCCACCGUAGAGCGCCGCUAGGGUAGGCAGUGUGUGCGCGGAGUAGGCCCCGGGCUUGCGCUUCUGCUUCUGCGUCUUUGUUUUCGCAAAGAAGGGCAUCUAUCGAUGCAGUGCGGGUUCCCAGGUCGGUGUAUGUGUUUGGGGUGGUGGGAUCAGGCUUGAUGGUCAAGAUUUAGGCGAGAUUUUAGUUUAGAUGUCGGAGCUGUCAGAAAUGGCGUCUGAUCAGCUCGGCAGUUGGCUCCGCCCCCCUAAGUUAAAAUUUUUAAAACCCACAUCUUAUAUUUGCUCUCUAAUAUUACUGAUGGCAACGCACACCGUUUAAUUUGAUUUACGAUUUAGUUUGACCUUAUAUUUACUAUUGGCUGAGCAGGCUACAGACCCCCCUCUACAGAGACGCGGUCCUAUUACCAGCCUCUUUCGUAUCAGUUAUAAUUUGUUUAUAUUGUUUUAACAUCAUACUAAGCAUCCAACAGCCAGCAGUGAAAGACGACUUUAAUAGCACUCGGUCGUAUUUCACUCUCCCUCUCUAGUCAGUUUUAUAUAUGUUCAGUUAAAGCAAUGUACAAUAAUCAGCUCUCUCUUACUGACAUAUAUCUGUUUGAAGCUUGCCUAUAGUAUCUAGCAGGAAUCUUGUCCAGUGAGGCUAGAUAAUCUGUUUAGACAAUACUUCAGACUUCCUGUCUUGCCUCUUGCUUUUCCUCAUGUACUUUAUAAUAUAAAAUGUGCUGUCCCAUCGACAUUUCCUACCACAACCAUACAUUUAUAUCGUUUCAUUCUGCACGUAAAAAUAAAGAAUUAAAAAAAUAUUUCAUAAAGAUAAUAUUCUAAGGAAAUACAUUGACUGUGAUUAAAUCCCACUGAAAUUCCAACGCAGUUAAAAGAUGUCAUAGGAACACCUUAUCUUGUGCAUUUUUUAUUACGCCUUACAAAACUUUAAAAAGGGCAGGGCUACCUAUAGGUUUUGUCAUUUCCACCAACCAUCACUACUGACUGCUAUGAGGAAAAAGACAUUACUGCAAUGUACAGCUUCAGAUAAGUAAAACGUGCCUUCACCGGCACCCCCGGCUCACAGCACUGCAAGUAAAUUACCCCAUUGAUGAUUUAUUUAUUUUUUUAAUAUUAUUAUUUAUAUAAAAUUUAUGGCUCAGUAGCCAUAUUGGGAUUCUACUAUUAUCUGACCAUCUGCUGCUCAGCCUAACCUGCUUUCUGCCGUGAUUGCUCUGUGUUUACUGUGUGAACCUGCAGCAAGCAUCUUAGGUUGAGCAGCAGUAGAAUCUGACCCAACAUGGCCGCUCAGAUCAUACAAAAAUAACAUUUUGUAGAAAAAAUAAAUAAAUAAAUAAAACUCCAUUUAAAAAUAAAAAUCGUGAAGUUUUAUUAAAUGCAAUAAACUUACAAAAAAAAACUGAAAAGUGACAAUAUCAUGACAUUUGUCCUUUAAGUACUUUUAUAGAGAAAAAAACCAGGAAUGGACAGGUAGCGAAAUUUCUAUUUGGGAAUUGGAAGUUGAUCUGAAAGGGAAUACAGAGUGGGCACUAUUGAAUCUUUUACUUAAUUUUUAAAGAGGAUUGCGCACAUUGACUCAAAAAUGUUCACUUCAGCGCUAUCUGUCAGCUAGAUCAAGAUCAAUUUAUGCAGAGGAGAUGUCUCACUAAGUGUUUUUAGCAGAACAUGAAACAUUCAUAUUUUAACAUUGUUACCGUGGAGAAAUCUUUAUAAAUAUUACAUUGGUUUCCAAGGCGAUUGCAGGAAUUUCAAAAACUUUGCUUUGCCGUUGUUUUUUUAUACCUUACAACCCUAUAUAUGUUUCAGUACAUCAUAAGCAUUAACCAUUUGAGGAGGACGAGGACCUCAAUAGUAUUUAGGCUACACACAUUCAAUAAACCGGGAUUGUGGAGACUUGAAUACUGUAGAACAUGUGCUAUUGUAAUCUCCCUGUGAACUCCACCGUUUAUGUUUUAGUAAAGAGCCCCUUCGGAAUAUGAAGAGCAUCUCUGGGGUAAAGGUCUAUCACAGCUGCAGUAACCAUGGAAACCAGUGCUCACUGUAGUGGUUACUUUGCCAAGAGUACUCUGAUGCCUCCCCCUUUUCAACGUCAAACUAUUUAAAAAGUUUGAUAUACACUGAGUCGCUUCCGAGACCCCAGGACCCCCCUCCCCCUCCAUCCACCACCAUGUCAGUAAUGUGGCAAAGGCACUUUUGCUUUAUUAAUGCCAAUUCGUUCAAUGUGGCAACAUGGAUUUGCUGAGAAUGCUGGAGUCGGGUUAGCCCAAUUCUCAGAGUCUGGUAUUGAAAUCCGAAGUUGGGCACACAAUGCAAAAAAUCUGUUCCACAUUAAAAGGGCUGCAGCAGAGGUGACGGGUUUUAUCAGAUUAAUUGAUAAAAGUUUCACUUUGGUUUCUGUUUAUGCAGUUCUAACCUGUGACUGAUACAGCCUGCAUGAAAAAAAGUUUCAUUUUCAAACAGAUAUUAACUUACGUUAAAAGUUUUUAUCUCCUGCUCUGCAAAUACUCUAACUUUAAUCAAGCACAAGAGGCUCAAGCAGGGUCUAGCAUGCUAUUAGCAGAACAGAUAGAAAUUCUAAAUUAAACAGAAUGUGAAAUAAAGGAAGUUUAAACAUUAGAUCUCUCUUUACAGGAAGUGUUUAGCAAGGGAGGUGUGACUGGGGCUGCAUUAACAAAGUGAUACAACUUAUAACUGGCAGAGAAUUGAGCAGUGAGACUGCAGGGACAUAUACACCAAAACUGCUUCAUUAAGGUAAAGUUGUUUUGGUGACUAUAGUGUCCCUUUAAAGUGUCUCUGUAAUCGCUAAAUCGGUUGGCUUUACACUUCUUACUGUAUACAAUAAAUUAUACAUUAGACUAGCAGUGCUGGGAGAAUGAUCCAUAGGAAGGUGUUAAUGUACAUUACAAUCUAUUGUUCCAUUCAUUGUGCAUAUUCAUAUGGAAGGUACACCCCCACGUUUAACACCAUUCCACCUUGUUAACAAGUCUCCCAGUGUACAUGACAAACUGCGGGGAUAUAUUUGAAGAAUUCACCAACCUACCUCUCCGUUACAAACCUGGGCAUUUCUUUAUCACAGAACACAAUGCUGCCUGACAGCUUCCAUUUCCCUUAAUGUAUUCUCUUUAGUGACAAUUUCACACAAGGUUUAAAAAAACUCAAUGCAGCGCUUCUAGAAGCCAUUAAUAUAGAUUAUUCUGCUGGUAAAUAAGUGGUUACUGAUACCUGCUUGCUAUGUGCUGGUUUCCUUAGAAGCGUUGUGACUUUUUAACAUAGCAUGAUUCUCUCGGUUUUUAAAGGCGUGAAGUAGGGGGAGGUGAUUAUUUAAUCACUUUCGUACACGUUGGUAUGGUUGGCAGCCUGUAACUUUCAGCAUAUGGUUCAGAUCAUAUCGUGCCAGCGACAGACACCUGCUGCUGCCCCUUGCUGCACUAAUUAAUGAGCGCACACGGUCCCUUAUUCUUCUCAUUUGCAGGGCCAGUCUUAGACCUUUUAUUGACCUGUCAGAAAGUGGAGGAAAUUAACCCCUCCCUUCACCAGUGAACUACCUACGCUUCCUUUUUCAUUUAUCACCAUCAUAGAAUGAUAAAAGUAAAAGGAAUGGUAAAUAUUUCUUUACAAAUCAAAAGAAUUUCAGAACAGUCACUGUGACAGAGUAUCAGACAAUGUUACAAAUAACAAGCAUGGUCAAACAAUUUGACAAAAGUAAAAUAAAUAUGUUGAAUUCUCUUCCCAAAGAGGUUGUGUUAUCAGACUCUGACGCUAUUUUAUAACAAGGCUUGGAUUCUUUUUUGCAUAAACAGAAUAUUCAAGGAUACAAUUGAUAUGUAUGUGAACAGGUUGUUGAUGACCAUUAUGUAGUCAAGAAGGAUGUUUUUCCUCUUUUAUGGCAUAAUUGGAAAUAGCUACAAUUACGCAGGUUUUUUGCCUUCAACAGCGUAAAAGAAUGGGGUUCAAGGUUGAACUUGCAACCUUUGCAGAAAAUUUUACUAACACCCAGGAUCUGGUGCCUUCAUACAUUGCAUCCUGACGUUGGUCGUUCGAUUAACUCAGCUAUUGAGUCUAUGUCUGUCAGGCAGGCAUAGGCAUUUCUCCAAAAAUUGCACUAUUUGCAAUAGCCAGGAUGGAGGGGCAGCAUCUGUCCUAGUGUCCUUUUAAAGGACCACUAUAGUGCCAGGAAAACAUACUUGUUAAAUUUUUGUUAAAUCCGGUUGUACGUAGCAUUGCAUCCAGACAGAAGCAAUGUAGAUUUUUGAAGGCGUGAUAUUUUGCUAGAAGGAAAGAUAAAUUUAGAUUUAAUCCACAAAUGUGUAAAACUGUGAAUUGUAAAUCCGUGUUGCUCUAUCUUUAAACCAGAAGAUCUACAUGUUUUAUGCAUCUUGUUUGAUGAAAGAACAUGCUCAGUUGCAAGUGAGCACCAAGAUUCAAAUGAACACUACAAGCGCCAUAACCACUAUAGCCCUCUAUAACAGGAGUGUGCUGGUGCCGUCCCAGUAUAAUUAUUUUAGAUGUUUAAGCCCGGUUUGAUAACUUACCUGGGUCCCAGCGCUUGCCAUCUGCCUCAAACCUUUUUCCUGGAUUCUCCUACAGGACAAUGCAGUAAGCUAUACUGGCCCGACGCAAGGUCAUAUAGGGCCGUGCUCACGGGCUGAGAGGAUUAGAUUAAAGGACCACUAUAGUGCCAGGAAAACAUACUCGUUUUCCUGGAACUAUAGUGCCCUGAGGGUGCCCUCACCCUCAGGGUCCCACUCCCGCCGGGCUCUGGGGAGAGAAAGGGGAUAAAUCCCUUUCCUUUUUUCCAGCUCCAGGCUCCAUCGGCGCUGGGACUCUCCUCCCUCUUCUUCCGUCAUCGGCUGAAUGCGCAUGCGCGGCAAGAGCUGCGCGCGCAUUCAGCCAGUCUCAUAGGAAAGCAUUCUCAAUGCUUUCCUAUGGACGCUGGCAUCUUCUCACUGUGAAAAUCAUAGUAAGAAGCACGGAAGCGCCACUAGCGGCUGUCAAUGAGACAAUUUCUCUGAAACUGCUAUGUUUACAGCAAAAAGGGUUAAACCUAGCUGGACCUGGCACCCAGACCACUUCAUUAAAGGACCACUAUAGUGCCAGGAAAACAUACUCGUUUUCCUGGCACUAUAGUGCCCUGAGGGUGCCCCCACCCUCAGGGUCCCCCUCCCGCCGGGCUGGAUGGAGAAGAAGGGGUUAAACUUACCUCUUUUUCCAGCGCCGAGCUCUCCUCCUCCUCUCCUCCUCCUUUUCGGCUGAAUGCGCAUGCGCGGCAGGAGCCGCACGUGCAUUUAGCCAGUCCAUAGGAAAGCAUUCGCAAUGCUUUCCUAUGGACGCUGGCGUCUUCUCACUGUGAUUUUCACGGUGAGAAACGCGGAAGCCCUCUAGCGGCUGUCAAUGAGACAUCCACUAGAGGCUGGAUUAACCCUAACAUAAACAUAGCAGUUUCUCUGAAACUGCUAUGUUUAUAGAAAAAAGGGUUAACCCUAGAUGGACCAGGCACCCAGACCACCUCAUUAAGCUGAAGUGGUCUGGGUGCCUAUAGGGGUCCUUUAAGCUGAAGUGGUCUGGGUGCCUAUAGUGGUCCUUUAACCGCUCUCAGCUGAGUGUGAUCUUGCCACCUAGCUUCUCCUGCAGGAAAAGACUUGGGCUCCUGGAAGAUUCACGUAAUUCGUCAAAGUGGACUAAAGUUAUUUAAUGUUUUACACACUGUAAUAUGUCCUUACAAUGUACAAGGUUGUUAGCUUAUGAAUUCUUUCAGAGGCACAAUAUAGUCACCAGUAGGCAUGUGCAUGGUGAAAAUAUUCGGCUCGGUUCGGCAUUCCGAAAUUUUUCAAAAUGAUAGCAUUUCAUAUUAUUUCAGGGGUUUUCUAAAAAGUGCUUACGCAUAAGUGCACUUCUGAUAAGAUGCAACUGGAUAUCAGAUAAUAUUGAUGUAAUAGUUAGCAACUCUUUUAGCAUAUAAUGCUGAAUUCAUUACUCUUGCCUUUGGGACAUUUUGAAGUCUUUGUCAGAUAUUUAAUCUCCAUUUGUGAAAUGUUUACACCCAGUUGCACAAUUGAUUUAAGGGUCAGUUGUUUUUUUGAGCAGAAAUCGAGUUGUAUUAUUGAUUCUUAUGACCAAGUCUUUUUCUAUAUAUAGUACCUGCAAUAACAGCUUUAACCAGUUCGUAUCUUUAUAUUUUUUGGAUACAUCCCUAUUGAACCUUCCCACUGCGCAGCCAAACCAGAGGUAGAAUCAGCCCCCACUGCUGCUGCGUUAAGUACAGGACUGAAUGUUCAUAGAGGUCUAAUAGACAAAUAUCUAUUUUUUUUCUGCAGGAGUUACUAAUUGUAUUGAUAGCUAUAGUACAAUAAGUACAUAAAAAAAAAAAUAAAUAAAAAGAAUGGUCUAGCAUUCUCCAAAAAUAACGUAAUGUUAUUUACUGCAUAGCAGGAACUGCAUAAACAGCUGUGCACUAAAUAAAGCAGCAUUGUGUUAUUUUGGAGAGUGCUGAAUCUGUUUUGUUUUGGAAUGAACUACUGGUGUAGCAGUACUGGAUGUCUAUACAGCUCCCCGCUUUUGUAAGUGCUCAUCCAUUCUUUGUUGUAUGUAGUAUAUUGAAGGAACAUUACCAUCACCAUAACAACUUUAUCUCAAUGGGGCUGGAGUAUCUGAGGGCCAUCCUCACUUCAGGGUUAAAACAUUUUCAAACGGUUUAACCCUGAAGUUGAUGCCACAGAGUUCGACUGAUCUGUCUUCUCUCUUCCUUCCUUUGUGCAGUACAGGAGGUGGUCGUAAAUGGCUUAAUUGUGCCCAGACACUUCUGUCCCCAUAACAACUUCAUUGAGUUGAAAUUGUUAUGAGAAGGGGAGUGUACCUUUAAUGUUUAAUGUGUGUACACCAUGGUGUGGUUUAUAUUUUGAAAUAAUAGAUUAGACUUGUCUUUGACUCUGAAUUUAAUAGAUUAGAUAAAUAAAACUGGCGACUGAUAAACACGCAAGUUAAAUUCACAUUAAAGGGACACUAUAAGCAACCAGACCACUUCGGCUAAGUGAAGUGGUCUGGGUGCACUGUUCCUGUUUAGCCCUGCAAUUGUAAUUAUUGCAGUUAUUGAAAAACCACAAUAAUUACAUUGCAGGGUUAACUCCACCUCUAGUAGCUGUCCACCAGACAGCAACUAGAGGCACUACGAGGGCCUUAGGUGACUUUUGGUUGCCUAAUUGACAGUGGACGUCCUCACGCUAUGCAUGAGGACAUCCAGCAUCCGCUGAAACCCCAAAGGAAAGCAAUGGUUCAACGCACUAGAUCCCCAACGUCAAGGGAGGUGGAGCAGAGCCUAUAGUUUCCCUUUAUGAUUGAUAAAAAAUGUGAUUGCUUGGACGUGAUAGAAAUAAAAGUAGCAUAUUUACUGCUAAUUUUCCAUGUCCCAUAUCAGCCAGUCCACCGAUAGAAGCACAAUGUUGAAUAAAACAAACGAUGACCAAGUUCUGGUUUCGUAGUUAGCCUAAACCAUAAUGCUAGAGGUUAAUUCAGUUUUUAGGAAAUAAAAUAAUCUGCCUUGAAAGCUCCGAUAUCAGGCAUCUCAAACUUUGCCCCCUUCCCAAAUAUUGCUGAACUGUAAUCCCCUUAAUUAUAUGUCCAUCUACUGCAUUGAGAGAAUUAUGGGACUUGUAGGUCAUCAAACACUGGAGGGCCAGUUGAGUUCCCUAUGUAUAUUAUCAACCGACAAUCUAGAAGAGAAAAUCUCCACACAGUUGACCACACAGUGCACAGGUAGAGGUCAUAUUGCGUAUUUGCACAGUGUUAAAACCAAUCAGAAUUUAUUUUCUGUGUCCUGAUUGAAGUCUGUAACAUAAACUUUAGUUUAUAGCAAGAGUUGGCAAAGUUUGAUUUUGGCAAACUCCAUAGCCCAUUGCCAUUCUGUAUCAGAACCGUUGACAUCAUGGGAAUUUAAAUGAAAUCAGCCAUAGCUGGGUGGUCACAGACUGAGCAGGCCUGGUGUUGAGUAGGUGGUUAGAAAAAUGAGUCCUCGGAAACCCAAGAAUGACCCAGCAUUUAAUGUGUGUUAUAUUACGUCUGUUUUUUUUUUUUAGUAUGCAAUUACUAGGGCAAUGCUUGAAGUACGUUGUUUCCAAGCGUGAAUGAGAAAAGCUCAUGAGGUUGCCAUAAUCAGAGCUUAAAAAUGGAGUUUAAUGAGAGAACAUCUUUAUUCUAUUAUCAUCAUACAAACUUGAUUACUCAGAUUAAUUCUAGCUGGAGUUUGAAGGUGUUACAUUCACCCUGAAACACUGCAACAAGUUGUUAAUUUAUGUGCGUGUUAGCGAGAUUGCAGUUAAAUCAUUCUGUCACUUGACGCAAGCACUAAGCACGUCCAACAAGCAAUAUCUGACAGUAAACACAUUUACCCUGAUAAAUUAGCAUAGCAUUUUAAUUAUUCGUUUUUCGAUAGCUAGAGACUAGCAUAUCUUCAGCCAAAAUAUUGAGCAUCAGUUAAAGGAAUUUGGGAAUAUAAGCCUGUAUGCCUAACACUAUGGAGCCCCUAAUUCUAAAAUAUAUAUGCCUCCCCCUUCCUGUUUCCAAUAAAAAUUAACAUUGUUUUACUCACGUAUUUCCAGCAUUGAGCAUCCAUCAGUGCUGCUCACCUCUCGCUCUUGUAAUGUAUUUGAGUAGACAUGGCCCCCUCCACAUCCAUGAUGGUCCAAUCCAAUGUUUCUCAUAGAGGAAUACUGAGGACUUGAUGCGCAUGCACGGAAAAUGCUGCUCGCAAUUCCAUGCUUUUCCACAUAGAAAAGCAUUUUAUUCAACGCUUCUCUAUGGACUUCCGCAUCACGUGACCGAGUUUUACAGAUUGGUAGCUGCUAGAGGUGGAUUUAACCCUGCCAUAUAUACACAUUGCAGUUUCAAAAAAAACGGCAAUGUCUUACAAUGAAGUAUUAAAAGUAAAAAUUUAAUCAUUCUGUUACUUGACACAAGCACUGAUCAUGUCCAACAAGCAAUAUCUGACGUGACCAAGUUUUACAAAAUGGUAGCUACUAGAGGUAGAUAAAUCCUUGCCAUAUACACAUUGCAUUUUCUAAAAAACAAUGUCUUACAAUGAAGUGUUAAAAAAAUAGACCCAACCCAUUUCAUUGAGAUUAAGUGACUAUAGUUUCCUUUUAAUGAAUAGCAAAAAAAUUAGUUGGUGUUGUCUUGCUUGGCUCAACCGUCAUUCAAUAUAUAUAUUUACAUUUAUUCUUUUGAUUUUCCUACGUCUUUGUUAGUAUAAUUAUUUUUUUUAAACCACUGCUCAGUGGUGUACUAAGGGGGGGGGGGAGGGGGUGGAGGGGGCGGUCCGCCCCGGGUGCCACCAGGGUGGGGGGUGCCAUGACUAGGGGCACCGGCCCCCCCAUGCUGCAGCGGCCCGAGCGCUCUGUUGAGAACCUCAGGCGGCUGCAGCUUUGCCCGGGCGGUGCGUCCAUGAGGGCGGACCGCACCGCCCGGGCGCAGCAUGGGGAGAGGGGCUGACAGGAGGGAAGCGCUCAGCGCUCCCUCCUGUCACUCCCUCUCUGUAGCGUGGCCGAGCCCUCUAUUGGUCCGCGGGUACAGGGAGCAUCUGUCUCCUGUACCCGGCCGGACUAACAGAAAGUGCACACUCAGUGUGCACUUCCUGUUAGUCCGGCUGGGUACAGGAGACAGAUGCUCCCUGUACCCGCGGACUAUACUGGGCUCGGCCACGCUACAGAGAGGUAGGGGGGCAGGGGAGAAAGAGAAAUUGGGAGGGGGAGGGGAGAAAGAGAAACUGGGGAGAAAGAGAAAUUGGGAGGAGGGGGGAGGAAAUUGGGAGGAGGGGGGGAGGAAAUUGGGAGGGGGGUUCAUCACAUACACACAAUGCAUUGCACACACAUACACAAGCAAUGCAACCUUUACACACAAUGCAUCCCUUACACACAUUCAAUGCAUCCCGUACAUACACAGAAACACACCUUGUAGCCCUUACACAUACAAACACAGAUUCACACAAUGCACUCCUUACACACAUAUCAGGACAUCCCCUACACACUCCACCCCCUGUGAACAAACUCAUUGGUGGAACAUGAAGGUGGACCCUGGGACCCAGACUUUGAGCUGUGUAAAGGACCCCCAAAAAAUGGAGCUGCUUCCCGUUCUCCAAGAACAUUGAUUUUUGUGACCACAGUUACAAACCGCCUCCAGAGAGCCUGUUCUGCACCAGACCAGUGGAGCCAGACUUCAGCUAGAGCCCAUCAUCAUCCUCAUCUGGUUGUAAGUAGGCAAUCUAGUAUAUUAUUCGUGGCACUAAGCUCUAAUUUACCUCACAUUAAAGAAACACUAUAGUCCCCAGAACCACUUCAGCUUAAUGUAAUGGCUCUGGUGUCUAUAGCCUGUCCCUGCAGGCCUUUUAAUGUAAACACGGCGCACUGCAGCACUGGCGUUAGUUAACAUGGCAAAUCAUAUGGGUGGGGCAUUGUGAUGUCACAUGGGGGGGCGGCAAACUUUACUUUUGCCUAGGGCGGCAAAAAUCCUUGCACCGGUCCUGGCUGGAGGGGGCUGUGUGAGCUGUGGCCGCACAGUGCCCCAUGGUAGUUAGGGUGCCGUGCGGCCAGUACAGCUCACACAAGCAAACAGCUGAUAAACUGGCCGCAUGGAGGAAAUGUGUAUGUGUGACUGUCUGCCUGUGACUGUGUGUGACUGUCUGCCUGUAACUGAGUGUGUGACUGUCUGUCUGUAACUGAGUGUGUGACUGUCUGCCUGUAAAUGUGUGUGUGGGGCUGCAGGGAUUUUGUAGAAGGGGGCGGGGGUUUUGUAUUGGGACAGGAGUCUUUAUAAGGGGGGAUAAGCAGGGGAUUUGUGGAAGGGGGUUGCGGGGGUUUUGUAGACGGGCAGUACAGGAUUUGUAGAAGGGGCAGGACAGAGGUUUUGUAGGAGGGGCGGGGCAGGACAAGGGUUUUGUAGGAGGGGCUGACAGCGGUUUUGCAAAGUUUACAAAUUGUAAAAAAAAAGAAAGAAAACCUUUAACAUUUUUUACAGUUUUUUGGGGGGGUGAGGGGGGGUUCCAAGCACAUGCCAAAUGCUCUAGGUACGCCCCUGCCACUGCUGUUUGACUAUACUGAUUAUUCUCUGUAGUUAUUUUAGAUGGAAAUCAUAAUUUCUCUGGAUAUUGUAGGUUAUGCUAGCUUUAGUGUACUUGUAAUAUUAAUUUUAUUAAAGGGACAUUAUAUGCACCCAAACCACUUUAUCUCAUUGAAGUGGUCUUGGUGCAGUAUCCCCGUCCCCUUAACCCUGCAAUGUAAAACAAUGUAAUGCUUUACAUUAAGACGUCAUUCAAAGCAUGAUUUAUGUGGAAAAUAGAUCCCCCCUAGCACUAACGUCAGAGGAGAUGGAGACCGACCUCAGCGCUGGAAAAAGGUAAGUGAAUUAAGGGUUUUUAACCCCCUUCUCAGUUUUAUAUUCCUAACACUAUAGUGCUCCUUUAAUAACAUGAGAUUAAUAUUUUACUUUACUUUCUUUUUUUAAAUCGAAAGCAGCAAAGAAACAGAUCAGAACCUAACAGGCAAUGAAAAGAGUAGUCGGGGGUAAUAAAAGACACCGACAGCAAAGCCACCUCCCCUUUCUCGAUACAAAAAUAUAAGUACAAUGGCAAAGCUUAAUAAACAGACAAUAAGUAACUAGAAAUGGCAGGAACCGUAGAAGUGGCAGAAGUAUUGAAGUCCGUUCAAGAACUUCAUAGGACAAUCCGCUUCUCGAAAUCAGACUGAAAGACGAGAAAACAUUCGAAAGUUAUCUCAAAGUGAACAGUGGAUGCAUAAUAUCCAAAUCUAGAAAUCAACAUUGUCAAAGGAAAAAAAAAAUGUGUCUAAUAUGUACAAUAACAACAAUAAGAAGUAGAGUAAAAUCUAAAGAGAACAAAACAUUACAGGGAGGGAAAAUAUUCGCCUACAGUCAUUAAUAACUCAGAUUAUAUAUGUGCUAAAACGAAAUCUACAAUUUCUGGUGGAUUGUAAAGUUAAGUUAUAACGCUCAGAAAAAAAAAGAAAAGAGGCAUAGAAGAAGGUCUAAAGUUAAAGACACAAAAAUAUCCUCCUUCAUCCAAACCAUCGAACCAAGAUGUCAAACAGGGAAGCACAGAAAGAAAAGAUUGCAGUAGCCGCCGCAACUGGAACUAAGUGAACUCCAAAAGUGAUAUCUACGUCCACAAGGGAGAAGCCAACAUACCCAUGAAGCCAACGUGGAUGUUGUGCAAGAGUAUGGCAGGAACGUUGACUCCUGGCGAAGAGAUCGAGACAGAAGAAGAUGUGAGAGCCUGAGGUCCAGGUAAGUUAAACUCACCUUUGCCAGCUCCCCCUUGACCACUGGACCCCCCCCCCCUCGGCAAUAAUGUCAUUAUUGGGGGUCUUUUCAAAUUAUACAAAGUCCCCAUUCGGUGACAGUGUCACUUUCAGUAAAGAAAGUAAAGCCAAAUGGUAAAAAAAAGCCACCCGUCAUGUUAUAAAAUUACAUUUGUGUCAACCUUUUUUUUUAUCUGAUGCUAAGAUUUUUUCCCCAAAUGAUUAUUAACGGCUAUUCCAUGAUGGGCCCACAUGUAGUGAAAUUCGGCCGCCUGGCGGGGGAAAGAGACUGGAGAAAACCUGGAGGUGCUCUAUCUUGCAGCCCCGCCGGGUUCCUCUCCAUACAUCUGCAUACAUCCUUUUCCUGUCAUUAACCCCUUAAGGACCAAACUUCUGGAAUAAAAGGGAAUCAUGACAUGUCAAACAUGUCAUGUGCCCUUAAGGGGUUAAAGCUCUCCAGAAAAUCUAUUUAUUUUCUGCACGUGUUUCAGCUUAUCUGCUCCUUAUCUGCAUGUUCUCUAGACAUCAUACCUCUUUCUUGAAAGCUCUCCAGAAAAGCUGUCCUUUUCCCUUACAUGUUACAGAAAAUUAGCCUUUACUUGUAAACAUCUUACCUUGUUCUACCAUUUUCUACAGACAAUCAACCCAUUCCUGCGUUGACUUUUGUUUUUUAGGAACUUGGGUUGGCUGAUAUUAUUCACUUAAAGGACCACUAUAGUGCCAGGAAAACAAACUUGCCCCCACCCUCAGGGUCCCCCUCCCGCCGGGCUGAAGGGGGUUAAAUACUCACCUUUCCACAUGCGCGGCAAGAGCAUUUAGCCAGUCCAUAGGAAAGCAUUCUCAAUGCUUUCCUAUGGACGCUGGCGUCUUCUCACUGUGAAAAUCACAGUGAGAAGCGCGGAAGCGCCUCUAGUGGCUGUCAAUUAGACAGCCACUAGAGGCUGGAUUAACCCAUUUGUAAACAUAGAAGUUUCUCUGAAACUGCUAUGUUUACAGCAGGUAGGGUUAAUCCUAGAUGGACCUGGCACCCAGACCACUUCAUUAAGCUGAAGUGGUGUGGGUGCCUAUAGUGGUCCUUUAAAUGAUGGAAGCAGGCAUCCCACAAAUGAAUGUGGGGUUGUUUUUGAGAUCUAAUCUAAAGGGAAACUAUCGGCUAUGAAUACAAAGUUGUAUCCCUAGCACUAUAGUGCCCUACAGUGCUCCCUCACUCAAGCGCCCCCGCCACGCAGCAUAGAAACCCUUCUCACAUUACAUCAUAGUUGAUGUUUCAUGGCCAUCAGUAAGCCAUAGUUGAUUGUUGCAACAUUCAGCUCCAAAGGAACCCAAAUGGGUUAAGAUAAAAUGUAAUCUUGCUUGCUUUUGUGUGUUGCACACAUCUAGUCAUUUAAGAGGAAAUUGCUCAAUUAUUAUUAUUAUAAUGAUAAUAAUGACGAUGAAAAUGAUUAUUACCAUGUUUUACAGGAGCAAUGCUUUUGGCAAAACACACAUAAAACAGCUACAAAAUAACAAAUAAAACAGAUCCCAGUGCAGGAGGUGAUUUCACACUCGAUAAGCUGGAAAUUAAACCUUGCAUAAAUAUCUAGAAUAGUCAGCAGUAAAACAGAGAAUUAAAUUCUUCACCUGCAGGUUACCUUGCACUUAAAGGGAAUGUCAACCCUAUUCUAUUUUCAGGUGACUGUGCAAAUCAAAACCUUCACAAAACAGUGGAUGGAAACAUUGUUUAAUUCACCUAUAGACGUGUUAAUUGAGCCUUUUCUAACAGGCUACAAUGCCCUUUGGCAACAAAGACAUCAGUAAUGCUGAACUUCGCCAUUGGUGGAAUUGAAUUGAAAAAGCAUUUCUGUGUACAUGCAUGCGUCGUUCAUUGAGCAUUGAAGACAUUUUGUUAUGUAUAGACAGUGGAGCUAAUUAUAUUGCAUAGUGCAGGCAUCAGCAACCUUUGGCACUCCAGAUGUCUUGGACUACACCUCCCAUGAUGCUUUACCAGCAUUAUGGGUGUAAGUGCAUUAUGGUGGAUGUAGUCCACAACAUCUGGAGUGCCAGAGGUUGCUUAUCCCUGGCAUAGUGCAUUUAGUUUGAGCCCCAUUGCAGUUGAAUUUAGGGUGAAUUCUGUUUCUGCAAAGCACCAUGUGGAUGUUUAAAGGGACACUACAGACCCCCAAAGCACUUUAGCUUGCUGAAAAGCUUUAUGUGUGAAGAGUGAGUCUUCUUUUUUUUUCAUUUUGCAAAAAGUGCAGAUUUCAAUAGAAAUUUACACUUUUAUAAAUUAACCUGGUUACAACCCCCUGGCUUUCAAGCAGACAACUGUUCCUGUUACUUCCUGGUUGGUUAGCGUUGUGGAGCUAAACUCAAGAUACAGCAAUUGCCCAGAACACCUGCCUUGCAAAAUGAGCUGCAUUAGGAAGUCUGUGAUUGGACAGCCACAAAAAGUCUAGGCGGGGUUAGAAGGGGAGGGUUUGCAAAGGUAGCAGACAAGAGAAUUGAAGCUUUUGCAAGCUGCUUUUAUAUAUACCCCUCUAAUCUCCUGCUCUACUAAUAGCCUGCUAGAGCCUGCAGGAGCAUACUGUGUGAUUUCAAUUUACAGAGCAGGAAAUAAAACGUAUGAAGUAAGUUUGAGAAAUGAUUGAAAAUGAAACCAUUUUUUUUCAUGUGGAUCACAACCAUGGUGGGUGGCUAGGGCUGCAUAAACAGAAGUGAUUAAGCAGAAAAGUUGUUUGAGUGCCGCAGCCUACAGUAUCCCUUCGAACCCUGCAAUGUGAACAUCGCUGUCACUGCAAAACAGCAUUGUUUUCACUUGCUUAAUUAAAACAGGGACAUGGCACACAGACCACUUAAUUUAGCUUCAUUUAGGGUGCCUAUAGCGUCUCUUUAAUAAAAAGAUAUAAUGCAUAAAUAUAGAUUUACAUUUUUAUUACUGCUCCUCCGCUAUUUACCUCUAUUGGUCCCUUUCUUUCACUUCAUCUUUGAGCCAAAAGGCAGGAAAAUGCAAGAUAUAUACAUAAUAUUUAUAUUUAUAUUUGAUAUUCGCUCCCUUUUGGUCCAAAUGAAUCGUUUUCCUAAAUAUGUUUUUGGAACAAUAUUUAGACGAGCUGAACAGUCAACUGAACAAAUGUUGGACGUCCUAAACUAAAUUCAAUUUUCGGGAAAAGUGGUUCAACCGAACCAAGCUUAUCCACGGCGCACACAUGUCUACUUACAUCUCUUAUUAUUAAUAGAUUUACAGCACCAACAUAUUCUGCAUUGCUUUACAUUUAUAGAAUGGAAAUAUGUGACAAGUAGUUCACAUACAGAAUAUAACAGAGGCAAAAGUGAGGCUUCCUCUGCCAUCCCAAGGAGUAUGAGCUGCAGCCCAUCGUUAUUACACACGCUACAUCUAAUCUGCAGUCAAUGGCAGCACAGCCCCCCACGUGCCACUUAUAUCCCUCCCCCUCCCCCCUCCCACCCCCCCUUUAGCUGUGCUCCCUGACAUACAUAAUGGCAGGUGAGUUUUACUUCUUUUGGUGAGGGAGGAGGGGACAGGAUAGGAAUGCUUACUCUAACAACACAGUGUUUUCAUACAGCACUGUUUUUUGGUUGGGUUAACUCUUAAAGGGACACUAUAGGUACCCAAUCCAUUUCAGCUCAUUGAAGUGGUCUUGGUGCAUAUUCCCAAGUCCCUUAACCCAGCAAAGGUAAUUUCAGCAGUGGAGGAGCCUCAUGUGUAAGGCGGACCCAAGCCAGCGCUGAGGUUUUUUUUUUUAAACCGCUUCUGCACCAUUGGGAGGAAGGGGGCACUAUUUUGUUUUCCUGGCACUAUAGUUGCCCUUUAAUCACUAUCCAUAAUUGUAGUGAAUUUGCAAGGCAAUUGCAUAUUUUAUGCCAAAAUAGAGGAGCUUUUCUAAUUCUGCAGUUUUUUCCUAAAAUAUGCAAAUCCCUUGUCAAUCCCAAAUCCCACGUCAAUAAAUAAACCCCAGUGUAGCUCUUCUGAGCACGAAAAUGUAUAAACUUGCACUGCAUUUAAAAUCCUUUGCAAAAUAUAAUUAUUAUUUACUCUACCCUACCUAUUAAUAAAUUGAACUUUUUUUUUUUUUACUGGCAUUUUAUUUUACCUUGAAGUCUGCAUGAGUUUUACAUUAAAAAUCUGUGCACGAAAGUGGUUCUUUUCACAUCUUCCAUUUUCUGGUGGGAGAUUUUCUAUCUGCGUUAAAACCCUUUGAAUGCCUGACUACUUUUAGGAACAUUUUUAAAGGGCCACUCUAAUCAAAAAUAAGAGUUUUCAGAAAACAAUUGUUUUGGUUUGAGUAACCCUUUUGGACAGUCUGUCCCCCCCCAAAACCUAAAAAAAUAAGAUGAAACUUACCGACUUCAAGUUCUUCCUGCAGUCUGAUCCCCUCGGCUAAUGUCACUCCACUUUGCAAGAGGGAAGGACAGGGGUGGGGGCAUGUUCCUUUGGCUGCCUGGUUUCAGCAUUCUGUCCAUGCUGGCUUCAAAUGACAAUUAAUUUUGCACAGAACUGACAUUAGCCAGGCCUGAACUUUGGCUAAUGACGCUACUGGAGGUAGAGUACACCUUCAGCAGCUAUGGGGUUAAUCUCUUAAUGUACAGAGUUUCAAAGCGAAACACAGCACAUGCGGACUUCAGGCACCAUGUCCACUUCAUAUCAAUGAACCCUUCAUAUCAAUAACCCUUUAAAGCUGAUUAUUUACAUAGAGUAUAUUUACUAAACUGGGAAUUGUGCAGGACAAUAUUUCUGCUCUUAAAUAAUCCUACUUGUAACGGAUCGCCUGGCACCCCGACUGGGUACCUCCGUUGAAGGAUGCUCCUAGCGCUUCCUGAGGACUCCAAGCACUCUGGCAGACACCACAAUCACCGAACCGGAGAAACAAAUAAAGUCUUCCAAGCAUAUGAAUGCUGUAGACAGUUCAAUAGGAACCAUACGAAUAGGUUUACUCUCCUAGCAAAGGAUGACACCUUUGGCUCCCUGGGAUACACACUGCUGCUGGGGAGGAAGGACAGCACCUUCUGCUCCCUGAGAUACCCACUGCCGCUGGGGAGGGCACCUUCUGCUUCCUGGGACACACACUGCCGCUGGGGAGGAAGGACAGCACCUUCUGCUCCCUGGGGUACACACUGCCGCUGGGGAGGAAGGACGACACCUUCAGCUCCCUGGGAUACACACUGCUGCUGGGGAGGAAGGACAGCACCUUCUGCUCCCUGGGGUACACACUGCUGCUGGGGAGGAAGGACGACACCUUCAGCUCCCUGGGAUACAUACUGCCGCUGGGGAGGAAGGAUAACACCUUCCGCUCCCUGGGACACACACUGCCGCUGUGGAGGAAGGACGACAUCUUCAGCUCCCUGGGGUACACCUUUGAGUCCCCGUAACGCACUCUGCCACCGGAUAGGGCGGCCGAUACCUUUGGAUGGAUCUGCCAUGAACUGCAGGUACUCUGCUGUUAAUUUCCUCACGAACUGUACGUAUUCCUCAGCGGGGUUGGGUCCAAAGAAAGCCAACUGCAUGGCAACCUCUCUGUCAAACCGCUCCUGAGUGUAGCCAGGCGCCAUGCUUUCUCUGCCGCCGUUGGUUCCUUUGUAGAUAGGGGCGCUGUACGGAUACUAGCAUUGCCCUCACUUUGUAACUCCAAACGAACUGUGUCUCUGAGCUGCUUUACCUCGCACUAGGACACCAUCCCACCGCUUGCCACCAAUGUAACGGAUCGCCUGGCACCCCGACUGGGUUUCAUACAAUGAAUCCUUCCCCCAAUAAUGAGACGACACUUCACUUUGAGGGUUAAAACAGGAGCUCUUGUGCUGGCACACCCAGCCUGGUUUUUAUUACAGCCUUUCACAUACAGGACCGCCCACAGGGAGGUAUAAAACAACCAAUCACAUAUCAGUUACAUCCCACAUAUUCCCUCCCCUUAUCCUGAGAGGAAACUCAAUUAUACAUACAGUUAAAACUUUCUACCCAACUUUCAUAACUUUAAAACCAUACAUCACAUUCACAUAAAAUUACAUAUUCACAAUCAAUCCAUUCAGGGGAACAACAUAUUAAAAAAUGGCAUGAAUCCGACCAGAGGUUCAAAAGUUAGUAAAAGUAUCUUUUGGGCCCUGGCUGGCACAUGGCUAUCAAACAGGUUUUACAGAGCCCUCUAUCCUGGAGACAUUGGGGAAAGUAAUCCAAUUAUCCAGGGAUAGAGGCAGACUCCAUUGAGCACAUGGUUGCAAAAGGACAUAAAACACUUUAAAAUACAUAAAGUCACCUUUUACACAUAACACACAGACAUUUCACAUAUCCCCAGAUAGCUGGGAUCUGAGCGCACAAAACUACCGAAUAGCGCUCAGAUCCUAUUCACACAGUUCAAUUGCCAUAGAGCCGAAGUCUUUAACUACACGAAUGGGCUCCAUGGCAUAGCUAUCUUGGUUAACACAUUCACAUAAAGUCUGCUCCAUAGUCCAAAGGCAAGAGGCGGGCAAGCAGCCCCCUCCAAGGACACGUGGCGAGGCCGGUUUCACCACACUAGUGCUGGGAGAAUUUUUACAUUUAUUUAUGGCGUAGAGUUUGGGCCUCCUUGACAAAUCUCCACAAUGCUAAAUUCCGUACAUAAAACCCACCUAUAUCACUGAUGAAAAUACAACUGAAAAUAAAGAUAUCAAAAGGCAGCUUUAAGUCAGCCUUCAAGGAAUUUACUACCUGCUAAGUCUAUAAAAUCUUCGAGUUUUAUCAGGUGAGUUAGGUUCAAGACCAGUUGCUAAGCAGUUCGGGAAUUGAAAUGCGAGCAGUAAAACAUUAUCAUUGAUGGUUAUAACAUCAAAGGGUCCCUAUUUUGGGCUUAAGUCCAUAUCACUCUCUUUUCUUUUCUAAAGUCUCUAUAGGUCCAAUUUUUGAUUUAGGGGUAUAUAAUUAUUAAGGCUAUUUACCGCACACAAGCAAUGCCAUCUCGCAUCAACAGAAUCGAAGAUGCUGGUUGCUCCCUUUCUUCCUCGAUGUCUAAUGAUGUUGGCUUACAGUAAAGUGAACCAAAUAACAGGUGAGUGAGAUAAAAAAAGUGCUAAAGUGUGCAGGCAAGCCACUGAAAAUUGAAGUUCUCCCUAAAUCUCUCUAAAAGACAAGUGCUAAAGACUGUAUAUAACCCAAGUUAAAAUACAGCACAGGGCGCCACAAUAGAUAUAGUUACCAUAAUGAUGAGAAAAGCAUAAAACUCACACGGAAAAACUCUGGCAGACUACCACUAGAGGUGGACUUAACCCUGCAGACAAGGGCACUUCACCCAGACCACUUUAAUGAUAAGGGGUCUGAGUGCCUAUAGUGUCCCUUUAAUGGAAUACUACGAGCACCAUAACCACGACAGUGCCUUGACACCUUCUCAUCAUAAAUAGUCAAAAAAUUGGAAUGGUUUGACUUUUCUUGGGGUCCGUUGAGCACUACCCACCUUCUCACCUUCAAAUCCAGAGAGCAGGGGCUUCCAUUCACCUUCCUGAGCUCUCAGCCAAUGAGCUAAGCCCUGAACUGCAUGGCUUGUAUAGCUCAGGAUAACUAUCAGAAGUUCUUUCUUGGGAGCUUCUGGACCUUCUGAGAUAGUAGUGAAGGUAGGGAGUGGCGGAGCUGUGUCUGGUGGACCAUAGGUAAAAAGUCAAACCGCUUGCUGUAGUGGUUAUGGUACUUGGAGUGUUCCUUUACAUAAUACUUUAUAAUCAGUAAAUACAUACUUUAAGUGAUUUUUGUUUAUGGAUUACAUUUCAUUGCUGCCUACCUCUGUAUUUGUUGUCCUGAACAUCACAUCCAUUUUCUUUUUUUUUUCUUUUUUUUUUCUUUUUUUUGUCAAUCUUUAUUUUUGCGGUGCUUAGAUAUACAAACAGGCUUGUGUUGCCACAACAGCAGGCACAAGUGAAUGCAAACAUACUGGUGAAACAGUAUCGUGACAUGCAAUAACAGCACAAGUUUUGUCAGGGAAAAUAAAUUCAAGUUUUAUCAUGAGUUAAGCCAUCAUGUCUGCUUCAAGAUAGGGCAUUCCAGGGAACAUAGCAGGUUAAACGCAGUGACCUUUAAAGAGAUUAUGAGAGUACAAUCUUAACUGCAACAUUGCUCAUGUAUAAGGGGUAAAGAUUAGUAAAAUGAGGAACAUGUAUAUUUUUGCAAUCUAAACAGGCAUGGGUAGUCAUGUCAGUGCAGAGUGAUCAUAAAGCAUAGUGUUACACAGGCUAUGCGACCUGACAUCAGGCUAAGAUAUUUUAGUCUACGUUAACUGACUGGAUGCUUAUUACUAGGGAUUAUUGUCUGCCGGGAGUUAAUGUAUUGCUUAGUGGGGCAUGUAUUGGGUACCUCUUAACCAGGGGGAUCUGCCUAUAUUUAGAGACUAGUUUAGCCCACACCUAUUGUAUCAUGCGCUGUGCCCUGGUAGCUAUGGUCCUCUGGGCCUAGACUAGCUGCAAUCCCCCUACUUUUAUGCAACAUACAGUCCAUGGUGCUUGUAGCAGUCGGGCUCUGUGUGGACGUGCAAAAUUUGAUGGGAAAGGCGGUAAGGCAGCCUCCAGGGAUGGUUCUCCUCCAGCCCUGGGCUUUAUUAGGGGCCGGCAUGGACACGGGUGCUCUGGGAGUCCCAGUCCUUCCUGCGACGGGGAGUGUGUGAGGUCCUGACGGUCUUCCUGUUCCGUUUGGCGGUACUCCGCUUGCGUGGAUGGUGUUUCAGGGUCAGGUCCUUGUUGGCCCUCUGCCCAGGAGGGCAUACUGUGGGUGUUGUAGGCAUGUGCUGGUCGAUGGUGCCCAGAGGGUGUUCUCCCUGCUCCGUCCUCCCAUCCUUCCUUGCUGUCUCCGCAGGUAGGGAGGUGGGGAUUGCCAUGCGCUCCUGCAGAAUUUUUCAAAGAUUGCCUCUAACGAGGUCAGUGUGCAGCCACUGUGGUCAGGAGGAUUAGUGUAGUGCUGUGGCAGGUCUCGGGUUUUAGGCCCAUGUGCGUCCGCCAUAUUAGAUUUAGCAGAGUUGCCUCUCAGACUUGUAUAGCGCUCUUUGCCCAGAGGGAUUCCGGGUUGCAGGCCAGCGGGGACCAGGAUGACCCCCACCGGUCCAAAGGGGGGGUGGAGGUAGGAGCAUAGUGGGUCCACUGGAUGUACUAGUUGGCUGGGAAGUCAGCCGCCCUUCUCCCGCCUAGCUGUCUGCAGACCUCAACGUGUUGCCGCAGCUUUCGGUACCAUGAAAUCCUGGAAGAGGUAUCUGACGUUUUGUCACUACUUUCUGGGUUUAUCUAGCAUAGUGUGGCGUCUGUUGCUUUAGUAUUACUGGGGUUUUCCCCAAAAAAUCAGUAUGCUGAGCGGGAGCUAGUACAGCACGCAUCCAAUCAGCUCAGAGAACUAAUUUUUAUCACUUUUGCUGUCUCCUCUCCUAACCCCUGCCUAGUAUGGCGCUAUCUGUGUCUCAUUGCUUUGUGCUCCUCUUAAAGAGCGAUACACAUAAUGUUAUUUACUCACAUUUACUAUAUGCAUGCAGCGUUUGUUCUGUGGAUGCCUGCAGUGACCAAUUUAUGUGAGCUUGUGGAAAUGGCUUGGUUUAGGCUGCAACAUCUAAUUUAUGCACACAUAUUUACGUCAGUAACUAAAUUAAUGUGUAGAUGGUUAUGUGGCUACAAUUUUGUUUAUUGAAGGAUGUAAUUAGGCCCAUCAAAACCUCUUAUUGCCUUCAUCUGAGGAAUAAUUUUAAUUUAAUUUUAACACUGUUAAGGUUGGGGCCAUACUUUUGCAUAUCUACCCCAGGUAAGAAGUCAAACUAUUAAUAAAAUAAGCUAACUGUAUGGGUUAUGGUGCUUGCAGUGUUAUUAUAUAUAUAUAUAUAUAUAUAUAUAUACACACACACACAUACACCUAUUAAUAAGCCAGUCCCCAUUGUGCUGCCAAAACAGCUUUGAUGUGACGAUGCAUGGACUCUGAAUGUGUCGUGUGUAUCUGGCAUCAUGACAUUAACAGCAGAUCCUUUAGGUCCUGCAAGUUGCGAGGUUGGGGCCUCCAUGGAUUGGGUUUGUUGUUUGAGAACAUCCCAUAGAUACUCAACUCGAUCGAGAUCUGGGGAAUUUGGAGGCCAAGGCAACACCUUGAACUCUUUGUCAUGCUUCUCAAACUAUUCCUGAAUAGAGAUGUCGCGAACUGUCCGCCGAACUGUUCGCGAACUCUCCGCUGGCGAACAAUAGCGUGUUCGCGUUGGGCGAACAUAUCCGAUUUCCGGUCCGCCCCCUAUACGUCAUCAUUGAGUAAACUUUGACCCGGAACCUCACAGUCAGCAGACACUUCCUGGUAGGGAGGGUCUGCUGCUGAUUGGGUGGAAUGUGUCUGCUGGCUGUGAGGUUCCGGGUCAAAGUUUACUCAAUGAUGACGUAUAGGGGGCGGACCGGACAUCGGAUAUGUUCGCCCAACGCGAACACGCUAUUGUUCGCCGGCGGACAGUUCGCGAACAGUUCGGCGGACAGUUCGCGACAUAUCUAUUCCUGAAUAUUUUUUGCAGUGUGGCUGGAUGCAUUAUCCUGCUGAAGGAGGUCACUGCCAUCAGAGAACACCAUUGCCAUGAAGGAGUAUAAGUAGCAAUGUGAGCUGUAAUUAGAUCAGACGUGUUAUCCUUUACUCCCCACCUACUUUUGGUAGGUAAUAACCCCUACAUACCAGGAACACACAACAAAACUUGCCGUUUUGGAAAAGCUCUGACCCGGUCAUCUAGCCGUCACUAUUUGACCAUUGUCAAAGUCAUUCAGGUCUUUUUAGCUUGUCCAUUUUUCCUGCAUAGGCUCUGGUUGCUAUGGGUAAAGAACAGAGGGACUUACUGUGGGAGUUCUUUUCUAUUUCCCCUUUUCAGACAAGGCUUCAGGACAUUGAGGCAAUGACUGGCAGCUGGGAAAAAAUUUUUUCUCCUAAUCUAUACAUUUGCCAGCAAAACUGCUAGUACAAUGUAUAGAUAAAAUUGUAUGCUCAAUCAAAUGAGCAUAAGUUAUUUAGGGCAUGAAAGGUGCUCUUUAAGAAAACAUUCAAAGCACCAUAACCAAUACGGCAUACUGUAGUAGUUAUGGUGCUAGGAGUGUCCUGGUGCUAGGAGUUUAACUUGUUUAAGACUUAUGCAAUUUUUAAGAUUAAAUGUAAGGCUGGGCCAUGUAUGUGGUUGUGUCACAUAUGGCGUGUGUUUGGUUAAAAGCAUUGUUCAAAUAGAUAUUUGUAUGUAUUUGGAUAAAUGUAUGGUUUUAUGUCAGUGUGUUGUUGUUGUUGUUUUUUUGGGGGGAGGGUUAUCUGUCGAAGUUUACCAUCAUAUCACCUAUAACUUUGAUGGUUUUAAUGAGCUGGAUUUCCAAUGCAUAAGAUUUUCUUUGAGUUUAAAUGUGACAGAUUCAUUUGGAUUUUCUUGUCUGACACCCAUGUGCCCUGUUUCUUCCCAUUUACACGUCAGAUUUUAGAGAAUUAGUAGCUGUUUUGAAUAAUUCAAGGAUUAUGUGUCAGAAAAAUAUUGGGUGAAAUUUUAACAUGUUUCUUCCUUUGGGAUUGUUGGCGUCAUGCACAUUUUUUAAAGCAAUGGUUUUGCAUGAAUGCAAAACCCAAAUAAUUAAUCAGUCCUCCUUAAAGUUAAAUCCGGAAUUUCCACAAUUUAUGUACUUUGUCUCUUUUUAUUGAUUGUUUAAAUGGAGUGUUUUUCAAAUAUUGUGGAAUAAAUAGUACAGAAUAUUUAUAGUAAUCCUGGUGCACUUAUCAUCUUCAUUUUAAGACAAACCACCAUGGUGGCUUUGCAAAGCUUCCUGUUUCGUUAGCAGUGAACUUUUUCUUUCUUUCAAUUGGUUGUACAGUUCAACCAAUGAAAAUACAGAAAAAAAGAUAAUUGGCCAGAAACCGCACAUGAAAAUAAAGGCCUAAUGUCUUCUCUUGCUAUCUCUUUAUUCUCCUGUGUCUCUAUAAAAUCUAAUCUGUAGACAAUGUACUGCAAUAUCUCUAUAUAUAAUCAUCUCAGUCCGACAAAAAAUGUGCCCACUUUUAUUAAUGCAAAUUGUCACAGUAAAUAAUCAGGACAGCUAAACUGUAUUACAAUUUUUUUUGUACCGCUGAAAAAUCAUCUUGCAAAUCCAAACCUUACAACUUUCUUUUGGUUUUUCUCAACUCAACUCAACAAUCACCAGUUUGAGUUAUAAUAAAAAUAAAAUUAAAAAAAUGGUGCACAAAGUUUUUGAUUCACCGAGAAUAAAUACAGAUAUUAUUUGGACGUGUAUUGGCAUACUGCCUGAACAUUUGGAAUACUUUAGGGUUACUUUAAACCCUUGGAGCGGGGUGCCCAUAGUGUCCAUAGUGCCCAGUAGUUCUAUUGUUUUAAAAUCUGCAAAAUAAAACUUUCUUUUUACUCAUCUGGAAUCCAGCGCCUCACAAAGCCUCCUGACGUCAAUGGGGCCACUAGAGGUCCAAUCACAGGCUUCUGAGAAAUCUGUGAUUGGACCAAUUGGCAGGGGAGGGAGGCGAAGAAAGGAAGUGUGGAGGAGAAGGAAGGGAGGGUUUAAAAAAAAAAAAAACUGCUGGCAAUGGAGGGAGGCCCACAGAGAAGAUUUUAACAUCUAACGACAAAGUGCAUUGUGCACUAAUUUGGGGGGGGGGGAGGUACAAAUAAGCAGUUUUGUUUGUCAUGAUGGACCAUAGGUGGACCUGACAGCAUGGGCCACCCAAUGGACCUCUUGGACGGCGGCCCCGGCGGUUUGCCACGCGGGCCGGGGCCGCAAAUGAUGAUGGCGGGCACCCGAUCGCAGGGGUCUGCAUGGCGGCCGGGUCCCCUGGAGUGAUGGGCCCAGUCACAGCUGCAACCCCUGCGACCAUGGUAUGUAUGCCAGUGCUAUAGGGUCAUGAAUACAUGUUUGUGUUCCUGACCCCAUAGCGUUCCUUUAAAACACAGGGAGGCAAUUUAUAUAAGAGAGGAAGAAAUACUGUGAAUAGUCCCUGGGGUAGGAAACCUUUGGUGCUCCAGAUAUUGUGGACUACAUCUCCCAUAAUGCUCUUUGGGCCAUAAUACUGGUAAAGCAUCAGGGGAAAUGUAGUUCACAUCUGGAGUGUCGAAGGUUGCCUACCCUGGUAGAGAGUGAAAGGCUUAAAUGUGAUAUAAGGAAGAAUGAUUUCACUGAAAUGGGUGGUGGAUGUAUGGAAUCAUCUCCCAGCACAUGUGGUAGAGGUUAUUACAUGAAAGUUCCUCAGUUGGAUGAGAAGGUCAAGGUAUUCUUCUGGUAGCAUCACUACACUGGGUAUUGUGGUGAAUUGACAAAAAAAGGACAAUUUAGGCCCUAAAACUGAUUUGGAGAAUGUUUCCAGUUGGCUGUUUGGCUUCUAAUCUAAAAUUCCUGGUCAAUUCUCAACAAUCCUUAGUUGAGUGAAUAAUCAGGUGUCAGUGCCUCCUUCAACUUGGCUACUAGACUUGGAUACAAGUGGCUGAAUGUGCGGAGGCAUACCUCCAAAUAACAUAGUAUGGUUGAUGCAUGCAGCUUUUCACUCCAGGGCUGGGAGUGUACAGAUUGGUAUUAUAAUUAAAAUAGCUGUAUUAUUUUAUAUUCUUAAUUGUUGUGUGAAUCAUAUGAUAAGUAAUGUAUUUAAGCUUAGGUACAAUCGUAUAAACAAGAUUGGUAUUUUACAAUAUAAUAAAUAAUGAGAACAAUGGAUUGAAUCAUUUGAGGCAUAUGACUGGAACAAUAGCAUAAUCGCGCAACUACAAUUAUUUAUAUGACACCAACAUAUUGCACAGAGCUGCACAAAAGGUAAACAAGACAAACACUUAAAGUUGCACUGUCAUGGCUGCCUCUGUUUUUUUUUAACCCCCCCUCCCGACUCCACUACAUCUAAUAGUCCCCGUAGUCACCCCUAGGUGCCCCAUUUUACUCUUUUUUUUACCUGUUGAUUUCUUGUCUGGACCUAGAUCCUAGGCGCCGCCAUCUUUGUUUGGGCAGAUAAAGGCCCUGUGGGACAUGUCAUCUGCCCACACUAGAUAACCCAGUGAAAUUCUUGCGCAUGCCCAGUUUAGCACUUCGGCAUUCGCUUUUGUCCGAAAUUCCUAAUAUCUCCCUCCCCCGGCCCCCACCCAUGAGCGGCAGGUGGAGGCCCUAAGUGAAAAAUGCCGGGACGUAUUGUGCCCCCAUGUCCUUUUAAUGAAUUGAGUUUGGUCGAGCAAAAGAUUAUUAUUAUUUUUUUAAUUAAUUAGACUUAACUGAAUGUUUCACAAGUCUGUCUGCUGUGCUAUUAUUUGAAAUGAUAAGAACAUAGUAGUGAAGAAGAGUUAAAAUGUACAUUUUAUUUUCUAGAACAUCUCUUGUCUCGUUAGAAUCCCUGAAUGUAAUUAAAGAAUUAUUUUCAUAGUCUUCCUGUUAGACAUAUUGUCAUGUUGUUGGCACAUUAAUAAUUUUUUAAUCCUUUGACUUUAUUCUCUCACUUUCUUUUUUAAAGGUCGGAUGUAGUUGCAAAUGUAGCACUGGGUGUCUGGGGAUUGUCUCUUUCUAUAGCAAUCAACGUAGAGACUGCAACACAUAAAAAUUUGUCUAUACAUCCCUUUUAGUACAAACCGUUAAUUGCCCAUUCCAUGAGACCUUCAGGGUUAUUCUCUAAUCUCUGAAUUGUCAGAAAUUCACCAAAGGACUGUACUUUUUUUGUCCAAUUAAAUUCUUAUUGAGCGAAUCAAUACACAGAGACAUAUGAGCAAUAGUUAGUAAUGUCGACUAUAUACGAAGAACAAAUCAGCGAUGUUCUGAUGUGUAAGAGACGAAAAGUAUUGAGUUGCUUUUCAUCAUUACCAUAAGAAAUAAGAGAAAAUAAAGAGAAUAAUGAACAAAAUGUUACAUAGCAACAAUUAGAGAAUGUUAGCAGAGCAGUCAAUAGAAAUGAGUCCUCUUGAGACUGCCUUUUACUAAAGAGAAGAAAUGAUACAUUGGUAAAUACAUAUAUUAACGAGGCACUGCCUUUAUAUUUAAGUGGUGCAAAUAGACAGUGCUUCUGGGAGGUGGCUCAGCAAUCCUAAAAUGGGGGAAGGGAAAAGGAUUCUUAAACACCAGCUGAAAAGGUAAUCUUAAACAGCUGCUGAUUCUGGCCAAAGGAAUUGCAAAUUUAAGGCCCAAAUACAUGGAACCAUAUGCAACAUUUUACCUUUCUUAUAUUUUGAGUUAAAACUCACACUUCCCUGGUGAAUUCCCUACAACUUGGGUUUAUUGAAUUACCCGGAUAAUCUAAUUAGAGAAUUUGUCAGAUGCUGAAGGACAUUAGGUUAGUGCUUUUGUCUUAACAAGUAUCCACUGUUACCCCAUCGCGCUCAAUUUCAACAUGAUGUCUAUCUGUAAAUCCACAAUGGGUCAGGUUUGUUCCCAGCUGGGCAUCAUGGGAAAUUUAAACCAUAAACAUCUAUAGUGCUAUGAUUGUUUGCCAUUACAUAUUAAUUACACAGUUUAGUGCUAUUGAUCAUACCUACCUGUGUGUUUGUGGUGACUGAGUAAAAAUAUCCUGAAUUGUAUCAAUAGUUAUUACUUUUACACAAUCACAAGGUUGUCUUGACACAGUUUAUUAAAAUGACCUAUGAUUUUACAUAUAUAUAUAUAUAAAUCUAAUUAUGUAUACAGCUCUGCUCGCUCCCAGAAUGCGCAGUGCUUCGUGGCAUGAUGUAAACAAAGAGUUAAGUGCUGGUAGUAGUGGGUUAAAGUGUGUCCUUAGAUAUUGUGUUAUACAGUACAUUUAUUGACCUUGGUGAGUUAUUUAUUUAUUUAUUUUUCCAUUUCGAUUUGAUCCUUUUUUUCGAGAUGUGAUUUUGCAGAUUCUAUCAGAAAACUGUGUCUUGCGUCAACUCGGCAGGAGAUAAGGCUGUGAGUCAGCCUUGUGAUGCUCUCAGCCAGGCCUUGUGUCUGACACUUAUUUUUUGAAGCCGGACCUGUAGGUUUAAAUAACUGUGGCUAUUCCUUGUAACUAUUUCAGUGCCUGCCUUCAGUGACCCUGCGUGCUGCCUUGUAGGUGUUGUGCAUGCAUGGUGAUAGACGUUGUGUUUACAGCAGAUUCGCAUUUUUGGGAUGUCAAUGAGUUCAUCUGCUCUGCCAUAACAACUGGCUCGUGACUGAAACUCUAUACCUCCCAAGUGUCCCUGUAUAGAAAGAACAGCACCUGUUUAGGGCUGCAAAUCCCUGAGUCCUUCUUUGUUGUCCAACUGUCCGUCUUUUCUAGGAGCUCCAUAUUUUUGGUGAAAGUAUACCAGAGCUAAUAGCAAUAAUGCUCCCAGUAAUGUGUCUUUAAACUACAAUAAAUGUGUUUGGAAAUCAGUCUGUGUAAAUAAGAUGAAUUGAUCUUGCUUACCUCCCAACUGUCCUGGUGUAGGCGGGAGAGUCACGAUUUUUAAGUACUGUCCCACUGUCCCAACACCAGGGAAAUGUCCCCAACAUGCAUAGUGUGAGCACAUUAUUAGACACGCUUGCACUAUGUUCAGGGCACUGGGACCCUGCAGAGCAGCAGCGGAACUACUGCCAGUGUAACCGCACCAGGGCCCGCACGCUGAGGGGGCCCUUAGGGUGUCCCAUGCACUUAGGGCCUCCUGAUGCAUUUUGCUAAACACCAGUAUCACCAAUGCUGGGAAGAAGUAAGUGCUGGUGGACACUUCUUCCCAGCUACAAUGAGAGCAUAGAACAGGAGGAAGUAAGAGGAGGAGGUGCGUCCGUGUAGUCACUGUGUGUAUGUGUCAAUGUGUAUCUAUGUGUGUCAGUGUGUAUAUGUGUCAAUGAGUGUAUAUGUAUUAAUGUGUAAGUGUGUAUGUUUGUAUUUGAGUAUGUGUGUAUGUGUAUGUGUGGCAGUAUAUGUGCAUACAUAAAAAAACAGAGAAUAUGAGAACUCUUAGAGCAGACAAAAUCUUAGAGAAACUCAGUAGCUUGCCCUAAGAUAAAUCCCCGCUCGGGUCUCCAAAAGGAUUUUGCUCACUUAUACCACCACAGAAUGAACCUAUUCCAUUGCAUAUCGGACUGAUCCCACCAAAGGGACAGUCCAGAACCGAAAUGGUGACAAGUUCGCUCUGCAUGAGAGAAACAGCAACCACAGAUGAUUGGUUCAACCUUCUUUGGGCCUCAUCAGUGAGGUGUAGCUGAAUUACAUUUUUAACGUGGGGAGAGCCAAGUUACUACUUUGCAACAAAAAACAGAGAAAAUUAGAAUAAGUGCAUACAUUUCAGCAAUCAAACGUCAACACUACAUGCAAACACACCCCUGCAAUCAAACACAAACAACACAUACAAACAAACACACAACAUACAACAGUUACAUACGAUUGGAAAGCUUUUUAUGCACAGACCCCCAGGACGAUAUAUAUGCAAGGGUUUCCCAAAAACAUACCGAAAUCUGUCAUCUCAUAUGAACUAAUAGAUUUUUUGUGUAGCAAAAAGCAAAUUCCAUUUUAAAUUGCAAGUUAUUGAUGGUGUUAGAUUGAGACAACCGAUGCCUUGUAAUUUCAGGUUCAGACUAGUCCCCGUCACACAGUAGAGACUUAGAGCUAGGUCUCCAGGAAUACAAUUUACAGCCAGCAUAUUAAUGCUGCAAACACAUUACAUAGUGUUUACUCUUUGUGGACUACAACGAAAACGGACCACCAGAGAAAUCAAAGGAAGGAAAAUGAGAUACAACAUGUCACACACCUAAUAUAAUGACAGAUCUCACAUCUCACUGGUCCUGAAUAGGUUAAACAGCUGGGUGGCAGGUAGCGCUCUCCGUAUAGAUCUCACUGGUCCUGAAUAGGUUAAACAGCUGGGUGGCAGGUAGCGCUCUCCGUAUAGAUCUCACUGGUCCUGAAUAGGUUAAACAGCUGGGUGGCAGGUAGCGCUCUCCAUAUAGGUCUAUUUAAAGGGACUUUCCAACCACCAUAACCCCCUUCUAUUCUGCCUGAGUUCUCACCAUGAAUGUUUCCUAAGAUAUGAUACAAAUUAUAUUAACAGUUUCUCUCUUUUUGCCCAUGGAGAUAAAACUUAAUUCUGUUGAUUUCUUAAAUUAUACAUUAAAGUCUGUUACUGAUUGCUUGUGCAGUCAUUUAUAAAUAAUUAUUUGGCAUUCAUGUGCUUUUGUAUUUUCACAAAAAAAUACAUUGCUUUAGAUUUUGUAUUCAUUUUUCAUUUCUAGAUUAAUGCUUGACUUAAUUAUUGUGCACCCAUACGGCUUCAAUCGGUUUUGCAGAAGCUUAUAUUUCACAGAGAAAUGCAAAACCAAUAUCUGUGUUUUUCAAAUAACCAGCUGAUCUGAGCUAAAAAAAUAAAUAAAUAUAUAUAGAUGUAUGUUUUUUUUUUUUAGCUCAGAUCAGCUACUUAUUUGAAAAACACAGAUAUUGGUUAUUUGUGUUUCUGUGAGUUUGUGUGUGCAUUUUUCUGAACAUUUCUUCCAAUGCAAGUAAACGAGUGGUUAUCACACUAUAAGGAAACCUACUUUUAAUUGACACUUCUUCAUUGGUUCGGCCACAGUCCCGGGUGCACUGUGUCCUGGUCAACAUCCGACACCUCUGCCAGUAUCUUUGACACUAGAUAUUGUAGCCCCAUCCAUUUUUAAUGACCUCAUGACAUCAUUGCCACAGCUACUCACAUUUUGGGGACCUGACUAUCAAGCAAACGUCCCAGGCCUAUAUACACCUGAGUUUAGCAGCUGUUCAAUGCACGUUCAUGGUCUCAGAGCCCUUAAGCGUGUUACUUAAUCCUUGUUCAUUAAUAUUCUGUUAUUUGACCUGGCAUCGUGAUUAACACUGACAUUUUCCAAUAUUUCCCUGUUUACCCGACCCUGACCACAAUUACCUUGUUCCUGUUUUGUGUAGCAGACCCUUGCAACAUUUGACCAUGAUUACCUUGUUCCUGUUUUGUGUAUCAGUCCCCAGUUAUGUUUAAUCUUGAUAUUCUGCUGUUCCUGUACGCCUGUUCGUGACCUUAAAUUCUAGUUAUUCUGUAUCAGCAGGUAUUAUUUCUCUUGAUUUCAUUAUUCUCCUCCUGGUCUGAAUAAGCCUAUAUUGGUCCUAUUACUUCCCAAUUCAUGUUAUGUGUUAAGUCUGGCCACUCUAAGGUCUGGUAAUACACAUUGCAAUCUCUCCUUACUUUGCCUGUGUUAGCAUCGUUGCCUUUUAUCUUGCUAAGGGUUUUAUCGUAUUGUAACACACAAUAUUCCCAAAGAUUUGAAUUGUAGGGACUUCAAGGUGAGUUUAAAGGGAUUUUCAGACAAAAUGCAUAGACUCGGACGGCAAAUUCAUUCGUGCACAGUUACUUGAUUCCUCGAAUGUCUACAAGGAUUAAACAUAUUUGCGUGGAUUGUGGCUGCUGUACCCAUUGUAGACCAUGGGGGUGGUGAACUACUUGGUUCCAUCUUUGUGCCUUCCCUAUGGUCGUAUACUGUGUAUGUGGCACUUUUCUUCUUCUGCAUCAGUGACUACUUUGGAGCUUCUUUUAUUGAGAUUUUACGUGUGAGAGAUAUAUUCUGGUUUAAGGCAUUAAUCUUCAGAUAUCUAUGGUAUUGUACUGUAAUACACAAACUGUUUGGGUCCUUUUUCUGGAAUUCUCUACUACGGUUAUUUAAACUUACACGAAACUAACCGAGUGACUUUUUAGUUCAAACUGAAUGCACAAUAUUGUGUAUCAUAUAUGUCAUUUAUCAUCUGCAAUAUUUGAUACUUUAAUCCGCAUUACAACUCUACUUAGAGGAUCUAUACAGUGUGUUGUUUAUUUUUUGAGUAUAUUUGGUCUAAUAAAACCAGUUUAUAUUUUUAUUUAAGUAUAUUAUAGUUAAUAUAUAAUUUAAUAUAAGUAUAUUCUUACUAGCACAAACCUUUAUUGUAUUUUUCCUGUCUAGACACCCUUUUUUGAGGUUAGCAGGUUUUUGUAUACCAUAGUUUUUUUUGUAAAUAUAUUUUUAUUGUCUUGUACUUUCACAGUGAGACUCGCAGGUCUCUUCAAGCAUAUUAUAACUAAAGCACAACAUGUGCCAGAACACGUAUGAAAACAAGUAAGUAUUCGGGCUCGCAGGCCCACUUCAAUGAUGGACUCGCAGGUCCCUGUUCAGCAUUACGGUGGUUAGGUAUCUAUUGUUAUUUUCGCGUGUUCCCCCUGGUUUGUUUGUUUGCUGCCUCCCACUUAGUGUCCCGUAGGACACCUAGGUCCUUUCUGUGUGCAGUCUCAUCUCGUUUAGUGAGGGAGGUGAUGGGUUAGUACUGUGUCGGCGAUCCGUAAGUCACCGCAGGCUUCGUAUGGUAUAUGUCUAUUGGACUCAUGAGUCCACUGCCAGGUGGUUAAGAAUGUUAUAGUUUCUUUGGGGUGUGGGCCUGCGGCCCAAGUGAGAUUUGUGGGAAGGAGGGGUAAAGGGGGAGUAUGCGGGCGGGGGGGAGGACAGAGGAGGGAGGGGUGGGAGGCUGCGGGUGGUGCGGGGGUGUAUACCAUAGUUUGACAUGAUUUGAUAUAAUUUCAUGUUGGAUAUAUUCUAGAGUUUUUGAACUCUAUAUAAAGAGCCAAUCUGACACAUAAAGUAGAGCCAUCCGUAAGAAAAUUCCAUUGGUUUCUUCAGUGAUGGCCCCCCUUUUUCAUUUUUUAUCCAUACCACAAACAGAUUUCUUCCUGAAGCUUUAUGGGAUUCUCAAUUCUUGGAAGUAAUCGGUUGCUUUUAUAUAUAUAUAUAUAUAUAUAUAUAUAUAUAAUACACAAGAUCCAGCGCACUCACCUAUCCACUAAACAGCAACUUCAAUGUUGAAAGAUUUUUAUUUUUUAUUUUUUUUAAAACACCUAAUCUAGGCAAAAAUAAUGGGGGUUUAGUUACAUUAUAUGAUCAUACAUUGCAUAAGCCUGCCACAACGUCAAUGUACCCCAUCUUUGGCAGGUCCUACACUAACAGCCUAAUGUCUGCUCUUAUGAGAUUAACCUAUUUGGGGAAAGAAAUUCCAUCUGGGGCUCUCUGCAGUACAAGGCUAAAUAGGGCCCUGGGAUGAGGCACCUGUGACAGGGAGGGGUGCAAAACCAAGGAGCUGGCUAGACUGCCAUAUAUAUAUAUAAAACAAGAGGGGGUUGGCUGCACUCACCUUAACAUGCAUAAAUGGGGGUGCUGCUGGGGGCCAAAUAAUACAAUACACAAGAUCCAGCGCACUCACCUAUCCACUAAGUGGAUUGUAUUAUUUGGCCCCCAGCAGCACCCCCAUUUAUGCAUGUUAAGGUGAGUGCAGCCAACCCCCUCUUGUUUUAUAUAUAUAUAUAUAUAUAUAUAUAUAUUUUUUUUGUCAAUCUUUGUUUUAUUGAGACAGAAUGAUAAACACAUGCAUUGUACAUAGCGUAAGUUGAGAUAUAACAGAAUUGUGCAAUCAGGGCAAGAUAAAAAAAUUCAAAUGUAAAAUGCCUCAUUGAAAAAAAAAAUGUCUUUGUGUGUGUCUGUGUGGAUGUGUGGAAUGUUUGGUAAUGUGUAGUCGUGUUGUAUGUGGGUACCGCUGGGGUGAGUGGUGUACUAUGUCAAUUGUUACUACGGUCCCGAAAGGUACCGGACCCUUUAUGGUUGUUGCUUUUAUAUUUUUUAAGCAUGCAUAGAUCUUACCUGAUAUUCCCCGAUCUACAAAUAUACAGCAGUCAAUUGAAAAUAUUAUAUCUUUAUUGAUUGCUUGCUUUGAAAUACAGAAUGCACAGUAACAGGCAUGAAGCUCUUACGCGUUUUGUGCUGUUAAUGAUGUGCUCAGCGUGAAACGCGUAAGAGAUUCAUGCCCUCUAUUGUCUUUUUCUUAUUGUGCUUAUUUGCAGAUCGCUAAUAGUAACUAUUCUAUUCUCAUGCAAUUACCAGGAAUUCUAAGUGCCUUUAAAAUUUUAGCCAACAUUCCAGAAUUGGAAGAGAAACAAAAAUCAAAUAAGCAGCGUUUUCAGUUUUACUACUCUGGCCGAAAAUCUGAAAUUCACUCUGAGUUCCUAACAAUGCACACUUUAAUAUAUUGACUGGUUAGAGCAGUCAAUAGAACUCGCAAACCAAGGUUCGAAUCCCUGUCAGGCCAUCUUACCAGUAAGUGUCCCCAGAAAGACACCUAACAAUAUAUACAUAACCGCCUACCUCAAAUCCUCUGUGGUUGUAAGCUCCUCGAGCAAGGCCCUUUUCAACUCUACCAUUUUCUAUAACUGUAAAGCGCUGCGGAAUAUGUUGGCGCUAUUCUAAAUGCUAAUAGUAAUAAAAACAAAUGUUCCUAUUUGACAUAUUAAUAGCUACCAAUAAACUCCUCAGCCUAUUACUAGUGGCUUAAUUUUGUAAAAGUCCCUAAAAAUUAAUCUUUUUACUUUUAAGAAUCCAUCCAUUAAAGGACCACUAUAGGCACCCAGACCACUUCAGCUCAAUGAAGUGGUCUGGGUGCCAGGUCCCUCUAGGAUUAAAGGACCACUAUAGUGCCAGAAAAACAUACUCGUUUUCCUGGCACUAUAGUGCCCUGAGGUUGCCCCCACCCUCAGGGACCCCCUCCCGCCGGGCUGGAUGGAGAGGAAGGGGUUAAACUUACCUCUUUCUCCAGCGCCGGGCGGGGAGCUCUCCUCCUCCUCUCCUCCCUCUUCUCCUCCUCUUCGGCUGAAUGCGCAUGCACGGCAGGAGCUGCGCACGCAUUCAGCCAGUCUAUAGGAAAGCAUUCACAAUGCUUUCCUAUGGACGCUGGCGUCUUCUCACUUUGAAAAUCACAGUGAGAAGCACGCAAGCGCCUCUAGCGGCUGUCAAGAGACAGCCACUAGAGGCUGGAUUAACCCUAACAACAGGGUUAACCCUAGCUGGACCUGGCACCCAGACCACCUCAUUAAGCUGAAGUGGUCUGGGUGCCUAUAGUGGUCCUUUAAACCUGCCUGCUGUAAACAUAGCAGUUUCAGAGAAACUGCUAUGUUUACAUAUGGGUUAAUCCAGCCCCUAGUGGCUGUCUCAUUGACAGCCGCUAGAGGCGCUUCCAUGCUUCUCACUGUGAUUUUCUCAGUAAGAAGACACCAGCGUCCAUAGGAAAGCAUUGAGAAUGCUUUCCUAUGGACUGGCUGAAUGCGUGCGCGGCUCUUGCCGCGCAUGUGCAUUCAGCCGAUAACGACCGAAGGAGGAGGAGAGUCCCCAGCGCCGAGGGACAGUGAGAAGCGCAGAAGCUCUUCUAGUGGCUUUAAAUGAGACAGCCACUAAAGGCUGGAUUAACCCUAUUGUAAACAUAGCAGUUUCUCUGAAACUGCUAUGUUUACAGCAGGCAGGGUUAAAGGACCACUAUAGGCACCCAGACCACUUCAGCUUAAUGAGGUGGUCUGGGUGCCAGGUCCAGCUAGGGUUAACCCUGUUGUUAGGGUUAAUCCAGCCUCUAGUGGCUGUAGAUAACUGGCACCCAGGCCACUUCAUUGAGCUGAAUUGACUGGGUGCCUAUAGUGGUCCUUAAAAUAGGGCUGAUACAAUUCCAUCUAAUUGUUGUGUUUAGUUCAAUUUACACCACACUUUUGUUUUUAAAUUGGCGUUUUGCUAUCUUUGUAUAUGUUUGUGCUAAAAAUUGCGAGCAAUGUAUAACAAUAUGUAUGUACAUAGGAUUGCUGUAAUAAAAUUGUGUAUCCAGUUAUCAGUAAGUAGACUUUAAAAUACUAUAUUUACAUUGUAUUAAAAUUCGUUACUAGUGGAUCAAAUAGGGAAUCCCAGAACAAAAGUAUGCUUAUUAUCUCAUCCACUUUGCAGAUAAACAGCAAUAUAAGGAUAAAUAUUUUAUUCAUGUAUCGCAUCUUAUUUAGUUACAAAAUGAUCUGAUCUGUAGAAAAUUGCAGUCAGGCGUCUUUUAUUAUACCCCUAUAGAGCUCCCAGGGAGAGUUAUCUGUCAUGUUUAAAACAUGGUGCACUUGUAUGAAUAGCGGUGGAUUGACUCACCUGCCGGUUUAGGUAGGGUUGAUCUAGGAGAAUUGCUGUAAGUACGUAUUUAUUUAUUCAUGGCAUUAGCUGUAAUUCCCUUCAUUGUCAGUACCACUGGCUUCUAGAUACCUUAUGCACAUCAAAUGAAACUACGCUGAUUGCUCGUCUCAAUUGCUGAACUAUUACCAUAUCUUCCAUUAAUCUUCGCUCUGCACUCCCAAUGAUCACAGCAAAUUAUCCCUCUUUAUAAUUCACACUGACAGCCUUUUAUUCUUUGUAAUGCAUUGUGUUCCCCAUUUCCUGGACUCUAUCGCUGCACAAUGUCUUCGUUACAAACUAGACUCAUUUUAAGGCUGGCGUGUGAGAUAAAUUUCGAGUGAAAAGAUAUAUUGGGUAUAAAUAUUCUAUAUGUUUUAUUCCACAAUCACUCUGCGGCUUCACGAGUCAAUUUAUUUUCAGAUGAACCAUUUCUGCCGGCAAAGAAUAUCUCCACUGCUCUUUAAUAAAGCCUUCUUUUUCUGAAACAUAUUUAAAGUAAUGAGUUUGUAAUUAACCUCACUGGCUUUAGCAGCCGUUCCAUAAAGAUGCAAACGUUUUUGUUUUCAUUAUUUUACUCAGAGUCAAGCGUAAAAAUGCAAUAAUUACGAUAUGACGUAUAUUAAAAAAACUAAGUUAACAAAAUAUGAUCGGAGUAUGAACGCAGCGCUUAAUGAGGUAGCAUAUGGGAGUGUGGAACCUCAAUGACCUCUCUAAAAACGCAGCAAGAAUGGGCAUGUAAGUAUGAGACGCUAUUUUGGUAGGAAAGUAGAUGAAAAGGGAUCAUCAAAUUUUAAAGUUUUAUAGUUUGAAGGAAAAAGCCCUGGCUUCGGACCUCAAAGAUGGUCAAAAGAGUCGGGCCAUCAAUGAGUAACACACAAGAGAACAAAUGAGGGAAAAAAUGGAAAGGUUGGAAAGUAAGAGAUAAAAUUUUUUAAAAAUGUACAAUUAAAUAAUAAUAAAUACCUAAUUAAAAAACCAAGGAACAUUGAUAGAACAGUCUAAGGCUGGCGUGGGUGGUGGCUAUAAUGUCCCUCAAUUUAUCAGUAAGAUUUUCCAUGAAUAUAAUAUAUUGUACUUUCUUAGUAACUGAUUUAAAUUGGGCAUCUGAUAGUUCCACUUCUUAGCGAUACAUAUUUGGACAGUGUUGCAGGUUCUAUGGAUUAAUUUUAGCUCAAUCUUGGAAAGCUUGCAGUUUAAAGGUCUAACCUUCAAAAGUGCCACCUUCGGGUCUGGGUCAAGCUUUAUAUUAAAGAUAUUUUAUUUAUUAGUAAUUUGAAAACAGCACACCAAAAUGUUUGUGCCUAGUUACCAUGAAUGUUAAUAUGAUCCCACCACCCAGGGCCAGCAGGGCCGCUAUCCGGGGGUGACAACCAUGACGGGGGGCCUGGCCUCCUGGGCCCCACGUGUAGUGGCGGAACUGCUGCCAGUGCAGUUGCACCGGGGCCCGCAUGCUGAUGCGGCCUAUCAGGUGGCCCAUGCACUUAGGGCCACCCGAUGGGCCCUAUAUCUUCAGGGGCCCGAUCAGCGCUUUGGCCGUGUAAUUGUGCGACCGGGCGUCUUUUAAAAAAAAAAUGCAGCUGCGAUGCAAGUGCUGCUGGGAGAAAGUGGUUACUUCCUCCUAGCUCACUUCGCGCGGGAGGAGAGCCAGCGUGGACUUGAAGAGGGAGAGCCGCGCCGACUCCCAUCAGCCCGCACCGACUCCCAUCAGCCCCAAAGAAAAGGUAAGAAACAGGAGGGUGGCUGAAAAAUUAGCUCUGUGUGUGUAUGUCUGUAUGCAUGUAUGUCUGUCAGUAUGUAUGUAUAUAUGUAUGUAUGCCAGUAUCAAUGUAUGUCAGUAUGGAUGUAUGUACAGUAUGUGUGUAUGGAUGUCAGUGUAUGUAUGUCUGUAUGUCAGUAUGAAUGUAUGUCAGUAUGAAUGUAUGUUUGUAUGAAUGUAUGUCAGUAUGAAUGUAUGUAUGUAUGGAUGUCAGUGUCUGUAUGCAUGUAUGUCAGUAUGUAUGCGUGUAUGUAUUAUAUAUUUUCUACCUGUUCUCUGUUAAGUUUUGUAUAUAUUGUGUAUUAAUAUUGGUUUUUGUAUUUUAUUGUACCCUAAUGUAUCAAUGCCAGUAUCAAUGUAUGUCAGUAUCAAUGUAUGUAAGUAUGUGUGUAUGGAUGUCAGUGUAUGUAUGCAUGUAUGUAUGCCUGUCUGUAUGUCUGUAUGUAUGUAUAUAUGUAUGUAUAUAUGCCAAUAUGAAUGUAUGUCUCUGUGUAUGUAUGUCCGUGUCUAUAUGUAUGUCAGUAUGUAUGUAUGUGUCUGUAUGUCCUUAUGCAUGUGUGUCUGUAUGAAUAUGUCUGUCUGUCACUAUGUAUGCCUGUGUGUUUGUAUAUGUAUGUAUCUCUCAGUAUGUGUGUGUCAGUAUGUAUGCCUAUAUGCAUGUAUGUCUGUUUCAGUAUGUGUGUCUGUUAGUAUGUAUCUGUGUGUGUGUGUAUCUGUUUCCUUUUGUAUCAGUGUGUGUAUUUGUGUCUGUGUGUGUAUUCCUGUGGGUGGGAUUUGGAGGUGGUCCCUGUGGGCGGGCUUGGAGGCGGGCCCCUGGGGGCCCAGACCCUGAGCUGAGUUAGUGGCCCCAAAACUUCUGGUGGCGGUGCAAGGAUUUUUAGCUACACAGGCGAAGAUGCAUUAUAUACCUACAUACAUACAUACAGAGCCAUACAUACAUACAUAUAGAGACAUACAGGCAUACAGAGCCGUACAGGCUUACAUACGUAAGGCUUACAGAGACAUACAGGCAUACAGAGCCGUACAGGCUUACAUACGUAAUGCUUACAGAGACAUAUAAGCUUACAGAGACAUACAUGCAUACAAACACAUACAUACAGGCAUACAUAGAAAAAAAAGAUAAAAAGGUUAGCGCUAAUAAUAAAUAUGUGAAAAAAUAAAUAAAUAUGUACAUAGACAUACAUACAGAGACAAACAGGCAUACAGAAACAUCCAUACAGACACAAACAUACAUACAUACAGGCAUACAGAGACAUACAUACAGAGACAUACAGGCAUACAGAAACAUACAUACAAAGACAUACAGGCAAACAGACACAAACAUACAUGCAUACAGAAACAUACAUACGUACAGAGACAUACAUACAUACAUACAGAGACAAACAGUGAGGGAAAAAAGUAUUUGAUCACCUGCUCAUUUUGAACAUUUGUCCACUGACAAAGAAAUGAUCAGUCUAUAAUUUUAAUGGUAGGUUUAUUAUAACGGUGAGAGAGAGAAUAACAAAAAAAAUCUAGAAAAACGCAGUUAUAAAUUAAUUUGCAUGUCAAUGAGUGAAAUAAGUAUUUGAUCCUCUGUCAAUCAGCAAGAUGUCUGUCUCCCAGAUGUCUUUUAUACAGGUAAAGAGCUGACAUUAGGAGCACUCUCUUAAAGGGAGUGCUCCUAAUCAGUGGUGUAUCCUGGUUUUGUGCUGCCUUAGGCAGGACAAAACUCAGACAUCCCCCUCCCCCUGUGCCACCCCCACCCAACCCUUCCCCCUGCCCCACCUUCUAAAUACACACACACACACACACACACACAGUCAGACACAAAUACACACACACAGUCAGACACAAACACACACACACAGGUAAGACACACAGUCUACACACACACACACACAGUCAGACACACAGUCACACACACACACAGUCGGACACAAAACACACACACACAGUCAGACACGAAACACACAGUCAGGCACACACACAGACACAAACACACGGUCAGACACAAGCACACACACACACACAGUCAGACACAGAAACACACACACAGUCAGACACACACACACACACAGCACACACACACAGUCAGACACACACACACACACAGUCACACACAAACACACACACACAGUCACACACACAGUCAGACACAAACACACACGUCAGGACGCACACACACACAGUCACACAAACACACACACAGUCAGACACAAACACACAUACACAGUCACACACACACACAAAAGACACACACACAGUCAGACACACACACACACACACACACACACAUACACACAAUCCUCCAUUAACAGUUUUUUACUUUAGCCCCCAGCCUCCUUACCUUUGGGAAUGCUGGGCGGGUGGGUUCCCUCUCUUCCUGGGGUCCAGUGGCUGCUGGGCGGACGGGAUUCCUCCGAGCUGACUGCUCAGUUCCCUUGCACGCCGCAGAGUGAGGCUGGGAGCCGGAAUAUGACAUCAUAUUCCGGCUCCCAUCCUCACUCUGCGGCGCACGAGGGAGCUGAGCAGACCGCUGAGAGGAAGAGCUCCCUCGCCAGCCGCCCGCCCGACCAUCAGCCAGCGCCGCCCAGCACCCAGCAUAUCUGUUAGCCGCAAGGCUAACUAGGCAUUUGCCCUGGGCAUUUUACGCCGCGAAGGACUGACAUCCUGCAGGGCCCGCAAGGUCCCCACGAUCAAGUAUGCACAUGUAUAGGCUCGUCUGAAGUUUGCCAAUGAAAAUCUGAAUGAUUCAGGGGAGAACUGGGUGAAAGUGUUGUGGUCAGAUGAGACCAAAAUCCAGCUCUUUGGCAUCAACUCAACUCGCCGUGUUUGGAGGAGGAGAAAUGCUGCCCAUGACCCCAAGAACACCAUACCCACCGUCGAACAUGGAGGUGGAAAUAUUAUGCUUUGGGGGUGUUUUUCUGCUAAGAGGACAGGACAAUUGCACCGCAUCAAAGGGACGAUGGACAGGGCCAUGUACCAUCAAAUCUUGGGUGAGAACCUCCUUCCUUCAGCCAGGGCAUUUAAAAUGGGUCGUGGAUGGGUAUUCCAGCAUGACAAUGACCUAAAACACACAGCCAAGGCAACAAAGGAGUAGCUCAAAAAGAAGCACAUUAAGAUCCUCGAGUGGCCUAGCCAGUCUCCAGACCUUAAUCCCAUAGAAAAUCUGUGGAGGGAGCUGAAGGUUUGAGUUGCCAAACGUCAGCUUCGAAACUUUAAUGACUUGGAGAGGAUCUGCAAAGAGGAGUAGGACAAAAUCCCUCCUGAGAUGUGUGCAAACCUGGUGGCCAACUACAAGAAACGUCUAACCUCUGUGAUUGCCAACAAGGGUUUUGUCACUAAGUACCAAGUCGAAGGCGUGAAAUACUUAUUUCACUAAUUGAUAUGCAAAUCAAUGGAUAACUUUUUUGACAUACGUUUUUUCAGAUUUCUUUUGUUUCAAAAAGAUCUUACCCUGAUAUUCUGCUUCUCCGCUUCCUGCCUCAUCCUUCUCUUCCAGCACUCCCCUUACUCUCUGCGCUCUCUUACCCUCUGGACUGAAGGAAUAAUGAUGACAUGGAACUAAAAUUAAAAUCAGGAGUAUUUCUCGAGCUAAUUCUCUUUUUGAGCCUGGGUCAGCAUCCCUGCAUAGAGAUAUAAGGCAGAUUUUUGCAUCAGACCAAUAUGUACUUUGGGAACAAAUUAAACCUUAGAAAGCAAAUUAGACCUCAAACAAGACUAAUUGUCAUUUUGCAGCUCCAUCACACUACUACAGCAUUCCACGUACAGAUGGCGGCAAUAGGUAAUAACACUCAUAUAUCCAUGUCAUUUUUUAAAAUUGUUCUUUUAUAUUCUUUUAUUAUAUCGUUGUACUUCACUCUAUUGCUUUGCCUUCCCUUGUGUCUCAUUUUCCGAUAUAUACCAAGUCGAACGCCUACCUGAAGAUUUGAAGUUCUACCUAUAUAAACAGCCAGGGAUAAUUCUGUCAGUGCAAUUAUUUUGUGCUCCACAUAGCUCUGCACUACGCGAGUGUUUUUGAAGCACUUAUUACCACUUCUAUGGCUCAGUUACAUGUUUCACUGUGAUUCAUUUCUGCUUUGUGUUUUAUAUGUGUAUCAUCUACCAACUAGUCAACAUUCAAGAACACUCAUGGUCUAUUGCGUGCCUGUAUACACUGGCCAAUUUGUGGUGGAUUGUUUAUCUCAGAAACGGUUUAUUCCCUUGGAUUUUCACAUACAAGAAUCUUUGAUGUUUACAGAAGAUGGUGGUAAAAAAACAAACAAAGAAACUUGCAAUGAGUGGCAAUUCUGUUGGCGAAAACUCAAGGUGUCCAUAACGGAAAUUACCAUGUGUUUCAUCUUGGUUAUGGAGAAAAGCAUCUCAGAAUGAACAUCACAUCUAACAUUGAAGUGUCUGGGCUUCAGCAACAGUAGUCGGAGACAACACUGGGUUCCACUCCAGGAAGUUAAGAACAAGAAACUGAGGCUGCACCGCUCACAUGCGCAUCAUAACUGCACAGUGGAAGAAUGGAAAAUGAUAAACUGAUGGAAUUUAGCAUGGAUAACAAAAACCUGUGGAUAAAUACUGAUUUGUGUUAAUGGUACAGGCUAGUUCUGAUGUGAUAGGGGAACAUUUUCUUGUACAGAAACUCAGCAAUGUUUAAACGCCAGAAAAUACCUAAACUUGUGCACUAUUUUACGGCCAAGGUCUACCCAUCUUCUAAUGGCUAUUUCCAGAUGAUAACACACCGCAUUUCAAUUUGGUUCCAUCACCAGGAGCAUGAGUUCAGUAUUUUCCACUGGCCUCCAGUCACCAGGUCUCAAAGUAAAAGAGCACUUUUGAGAUGUGAUAGAAUGGGAGAUUUCGAAGCAUGGAUUUGCAGCCUACAAAUCUACAACUGCAUGAUGUUUAAUCAAACAUACAAAAUGCGCUCAAAUGUCCACUACUCCUGGGCAGCAGCAAAAACCAUAGCACACAUCAGCCCCAAUACAUACAAUAAAAAAGGUUACCUACACACUAUCCCAAAUCCCUAUCUAAAUUAAGUAGCUGGAGGAUUUUACUAUCACUCCAAAGGCCAUUUAAGUGUAAGCUCCCCUGUCACGUCACGGUAAACCUCUUAGGUGAGUCCUACGCCAACAAUUCACCUUGCCGUUUACAGCUUCGAGUAAAAUAUAAUCUCUAAUGAGACAGAGAGGGGUAUUCUUCUAAACCCCUACAUACUUAUUAACUCUUAAUAGGGAACAUGGCGGUGCGUGCUGUCACCAUGCCAUCUUGGGCAAUAAUCUAUAAGGAAUGUAUCUAGCAGCCUUUUCAAUCAAUGGCGUAAAAAUCCAAUGUGCACCUAAUAAAGUGGGCAUUGAUAUCUUGAUAUCGUUUAUCAUGGUGGUCUUUCUGUUAAUGCAGCUACUGCCAUUCUUUAUUAUGGAAAAAAGUAGCAGCGUUAAACCUGCUCGCGAUGUGUAAUACAGAAAGUUAUUUCUGCUCAUUCAAGAACUCUUUUGCAGCAAUCUGCAUAUUGACGUCCCUGUUAAACUGGCUGCAAGACCGCUUAUCAAUGCGUCAUGUGGGCAUAUUAUUUUUCCUGCAUCUCCUGCCACACAUCAUGUGGUAAAAUACAUGCUCCCCCCACAAACAUGCCAUUCCGAAACCCCCCUUAAUAAAGAAGCUUGGCCGAAGAUUUAAUCAUAUGAAAAAAUAAUAAACUCAAAAUGUAUAUUUUGCAUCAAGCACAACUAUAUUAUGGGGAAAUAUAAUAAAAAAAUAACCAAAUUACUGAGCAGAAAGUGUAUUCUAUUACAUUUAUACAAUAUGAGGUGAGAAUGUGUUACGGGAGCAUCAUUACAGACCAACAGAGUUUCUUCCCAAGGCUCUUCUAAACUGAAAAACUAAAUAUCCUCGCUCCAUGAGAAGGAAUUGACAGGAGAUUUGUAAGCUCAGUUACAUAAGGAAGAUUAGUCAUAUUCUACAGCCAUAAACCUAGGAUUGCAUGCAUGCUACCAUGGAUAGGGAAGAAAAAAAAAAGUAAAAUAAUACCAGAAGAUUCAUUUUUAUAAGAAUGUCAAAGUUAACUUCAGCCUAAGGCGCAAUGAUGACUACCUACCAGCAUAUUUUAAACGCUUAAAAAUGCUUUGUCUGCUUGAACGGAAACUCGAUUUGAUCCUGUCUUCCCCUGUGCUUCGGUGGAGAUAUUGUGUUGUCAUGCGCCCAUUAAAUUACUGUCAAAACAGUAGGUCCAGUAACAGUAUCUGCAUGUCGCCCACAUAGCAUGGCGAUAGUUUACAAGACAAACCUGCCUAAUACGUAUGGGAACUUUUGUCUUAUAAGGAUUCUGAACAGAAAAACGUGAGUGUUCUGUUUAACCCCCUUAAGAAAAUGUGACGGAAAUUUUCCGUCAUGCUGGUCUUUUACUUCUGAAGCUAUGUUAAUGCUUUUCUAAUGCGAUCUAUAUAUUGUGAUAGGUGAUAGGGUGUUAAAUUCUGCACACUUACCUUAGGUGGAGAGUUACAUGAGGCUUCUUCUGUUGAAAGUAAGAAGAGAGUUCCGCUCUCCUAAACUAGACCCUGCCAUGUAGGACCUUUGUGUAAUUUGCAACAUACACUUUUUGUGGACACCUAGUUAAAGAUAUGCUCAUCCAACUUUCCUAUUCAAGCAGUAUUUUCGUUACCCUUUCUGAGCUACAGCUUGAAGGCCAUUGUUCAUCUUUGCCAAUGCAGUAUGUCCAUAGAUGGUAUUGUUGGACAUUUCGAUUACAUCAUUUUGCAUUCUUAGUGAAGGAUGCACCUGCAUCUGAAUCACCAACUAUUUGACUUCUUCGGAUUAUGCCUUCGGAGUUAUUCAAUAAAGCAUGAAUUGCCAGGAAUUCAAAGUGAAUUGCAAGUGUUGUGCCAAAAUAGUCGGACAGGAAAUGCAUAUAAUAUACGUGUAAGAACAAAAGCUACUUUGAUAUUUUAGAUUAAAACUGCUGUUGGAACAAAUCUGUUUUAAAUCACUGCAUAUCUUUACAGGCCUUGCAGGGUUAAUACCGUAUGGCCAUUUUUAUUUUUAUAGGGAGAUCCUUCAAUGCAGAAAUAUCAGUGUUUUAUUUCUGGAUCCCGUCAGGCCCUAGCUAUGUGUUUACAAGGAGCUUGGGUUUUUCUUAUUGCCGAGCUGAGUGAUCCGUUAGGAAUAUCACUGUACAAACAGCGUGUCUCUCACAUCUCGCCAGGUUCCAGCUGCAGCAAAUUAAAGGGAAAGCGAGAGGAGCCUGUCUAUGUUAAGAAAUCUCCAGGGAAUGGGGAGAUUAUUCCUUAAUCAUGUCACCAAAAAAAAAAAAAAACGCGCUCUUUCAUGCUUCGAGCGAGGCAUGAAGAAAAUAUAAUUAGCAUAGUCAUUAAUUAUUUCUGGAAUGAGUUUUAUAAAGUCAAGAAACUGGACCUUGUUCUUUCAAUCUACCAAGAAGCGAUGAUUUUAUAGACUUCCACGUUAGUAUUUCAGGAGUAUGUAAAUCAGUGGUUUAUAGAAGAAAAUAUAAUAAUUUGGACCAAGAUUUAGCAGAGCAAGUGGACAUCGCUCUUUCCCAAUCCAACCAUCUCCAAUCCUUUCAUAGGAGUGUGGUUCAUAGGUGAUGUAAGCUUCAAGAGCACAGACUGACCUUCCCUCCCUCUCCCAAUUAGAGUCCUAGCCCCAUCCCACCAUCGCAAUGUUCUUCCAGGAUAAACUAAAAUAUUGAACAGGCAGGCUUGUCUUGCAUGAGAUUACCUUCCCAUUAAAAUAGAUCUCUAACUUAGAGUUACAUUUUACAUACAUAGCAAUAUACAAUAUAAACACUACUAUGAUUGGUAACCAUAGUGAAAUGUCAAGUGUACAAAUACUUAACUUAAAGUUACAAUGCAGCCUCCCAAGAUUGCAACCCAGAGAAGACGACCUUUUCAAUGUAUAGACAACCAAAACACAAAAUAUCUGGGAUACGGCUGAAAUAAGUCUAAAAGGAACAUAAAAAUAUACAAAUAGGGAAGUACAGUUAACACAAUUAUGCACUGUAUAUAAUUGCACUCAGAAGAUUGUGUAGAAUGAAUCGCUCAUAGGGUGCCUUCCCCGAUGUAGUGGGGACAUUUUACAUACAGACUGACCUCUAUCUUAAUCUGCUCUCCCCAAAAACUUCUUCUAACUCAUGCUAACAUUCAACAGCAAGUGGUGACUUUCCUUUUUUGUCAUUUACAGUUGUAGUAGCAAAAUCAGUCAUCUUAUAUAAUAAGUAUGUUUGUCAGACUGGACAGUAGAUGGCGCUGUUCCAUAUGUGUAACGUUACCUCUUCGCAGUCCCCAAGGUGAGGUCACUUCUGCGCCAGCUAAACGACGUUCCCCACACAUCCCGAUGUGCAAUGCUCCAUUGUGAUGGAAUUCGUGCCACAGAACGUUUUCCCUGUGCCCAUUUAUGUAUUAAAGGGACACUCUAGGCACCCAGACCACUUCUGCCCAUUGGAGUGGUCUGGGUGCCAACUCCCACUACCCUUAACCCUGCAACUGUAAAUAAUGCAGUUUUCAUAAACUGCAAUAUUUACAUUGCAGGGUUAACUCCUCCUUUAGUGGCUGUCUACUAGACAGCCACUAGAGGGCACUUCCUGGUCUAUAGCACAGGUUUUCUGUGCUAUAGCAUCGCUGGACAUCCUCACGCUAUGUGAGGACCUCCCGCUCGCUAAAAUCCCCAUAGGAAAGCAUUGAAAGCAUUUUCAAUGCUUUCCUAUGGAGAGGUCUAAUGGUUGUGCACGUCAUUGCCGUGCAUGCGCAUUAGGUCUCCCGCCGGCGGCCGCGCAUGUGCAAUAGGCCUCCCCCGCCGGAUGACGUCAGCGGGUGAGGAGCGUGGGCGGUUCCCUAAACCAGCGCCGCGGGACAUCGGCUCUGGAUACAGAUAAGUCACUGAAGGGGUUCUAACCCCUUCAGCAAUAUGGGAUGAGGGGUGGGAGGGAGAGGGGACCUGCAGUGCCAGGAAAACGAUUUGUUUUCCUGGCACUGGAGUGUCCCUUUAAAUCUACAUAGUGCUUUUUUAAUGUAGUGUGCACACAUUGAUGAAAUCGCACUGCCUUGUGUCCAUUACUACCCAGUACAGGGUAUAUAUAUAUACACACACUUCCUAACUAUUGCUGUUUCAUUGCCUGUCGUGGUUUUUGUAUAUCCGAGAGUGUGUUAUUGUCUAGUGAUUUACUGUUUAUCGACCUUGGCUUGUCUGACUAUUCUUGCUUUCUGUAAUUCUUACCGUGGCUUGUGUCUCGCUUCUGUUAUCCUCGAACUCGGCCUGCUUACAUUUAUUCUGUCACUGCUCGCUGAGGUUCUGUUUUAUUUACUCUAUGGUAGCCCGGCCACUCAAAGUUUUAGUAUGCACUCUAACUAUUGCACUGGCUUUAACUGAAACGGUCUAAUCACAUUUUUGUUUUUUUACCUGUAAGGUGUAAUCCCGACAUUUGUUUGAAUCCUGCCUAACAGAACACUAAAAUGUUAGGAAUACAAAUUGUAAUCCUAAUGCUUUCAUGCCCUGUCCCUAUUUAUAUAGGUUCACUCCCCCCUCCCUUGUGUGUUACUUUUUUAAUGCCAUGUGUUCAUCCAAGUUUCCCCAUUGAAUUAAUGCUUUCCUAUGGGGGCUUCCGCAUCACAUGAGUGAGUUGUGCUCAGUCAGUGCAACGGUAGCGCCUCCAGUGGCUGUCAGUGUAACAGCCAUUGGAGGUGUGUUUAACUCUCCAAGGUUUCUGAAAAACGACAAUGUUCUACCUUAAAUAGUUUGAUUGACGGGGCCCCAUUAACCUGUGUCAACGUGUGCUGCUAAAUCUAAGGUAUUUCUUUACUAAAAACUGAAAUGGAGUAAAAUGAAAAAUGAAUUGCAAAAAUAUUGGACAAUGGUAAAUAAAUAUAAAAAUUUGAUUAUAAAUUUAGUGAAAUUUAGUGUUUUAAAAAAUGAAGGUGUAUGUUUGACUGCCCAUCGCAUUCUGUUUCUAACUUGGCAUUAAUUUCAGCACCACAGGCUGAGUUCUCAAUCAUCUUUAAAUCCUGGGAUUUAAGAAAAAAAAAAUCUAAUUUGUAGAUACCUAUAUCUACAAAUUAGAUAUCUCUGUUGGCGAAACAUUAAUUUUAAGGUCAGGGAAGGAUCGGUACCUUUUUUAAAGGGGCACUCCAGACCCCUAAACAACUUUAGCUUGCUGAAAUGAUUUAUGUGUGAAGAGUGAGUCCUAUUUUUGAAAAAAUUGACACUUUUAUAAAUGUAGCUGGUUACAUCCGCUUGGCUUUCAAGCAGACAACAGGUUAUGUUACUUCCUGGUUUUGUUAGGUCAAUGCAGCUGACCUCAAGAAACAGCAAUUGCCCAGAGCACCUAACUUACAAAGACUUCUCAUUGAGCUGUAUUUGGAAGUCUGUGAUUGGACAGCCACAGAAAGUCUGGGCCGGGUUAAAAGGGGAGAGCAUGCAAAGGCAGCAGACCAGUGGUGUAUCCUGGUUUUGUGCUGCCCUAGGCAGGACAAAACUCAGGCACCCCCCUCACCCCACGCCACCCUCACCCAACCCUUCCCCCCACCCCACCUUCUAAAUACACACACACACACACACAAACAGUCAGACACACACACACACACAUAGUCAGACACACACACACAGUCAGACACAAACACACGCACACACACACACAGUCUCACACACACACACACAGUCAAACACACACAGUCAGACACAAACACACACACACACACACACACACACAGAGUCAGACACACACACACAGACACAAACACACACGCAGUCAGACACACACACACACAGUCAGACACACACACACAAACACACACACACACACAGUCAGACACACACAGUCAGACACAAACACUCACACACAAACACACACACAGUCAGACACACACACACACACAGUCAGACACACACACAAUCACUCACAUUAACACUUUUUUUUUUUAUUUACUCCCCCCCCCCAGCCUCAUUACCUUUGGGAGUGCUUGGGGGGGGGUUCCUCUCUCUCCCUGGUGGUCCAGUGGCUGCCGGUCAUGCUGAUGGGCUGGCUGAUGGGCGGGCGGCUGGCGAGGGAGCACUUCCUCUGAGCACUCUGCUCAGUCCCUCGCGCGCCGCAGGUGAGGCUGGGAGCCGGAAGAUGACGUCGCUCCCCGACCACUCCUGUGGCAGCUGAACAGCGCUCAGAGGCUUCUUAGCCACCUCCCACCAUCAGCCAGCGCCCAGCAUGUCUGUUAGCCGCAAGGCUAACAAGGCAUUCGCCCUGGGCAUUUGGGGGCGGCGUUUUUUGCCGCCCCCUGAAAAAUGCCGCCCAAGGCAAAUGCCUUGUUUGCCUUGCGGCUAAUACGUCCCUGCAGCAGACAAGAGAACUGCAGGUUUUGCAAACUAAUUUUAGAUAUAUAGUCAAUGAAAAAAUGCAACAGUAAAUGCUUGCAAGUUUUCAUUUGGGGUAUAUCUACUAAACAGUGAUGUUUAGUUGUUUGUUUUUUUAUUUGGGCAGUGGAGAGUCCCUUUAACAUUUAACGUGCAUGUAACUUAGAACGGGCAGGUAAAGGAACCCCAGGCACUUUGUUUCUAUCUACCCAUCCCUGAUCUUAUUCCAAUUUCUUGUUGAGCCUGAAAAAAUAAGGAUGCCUUUAUCAAGCUGUCUAACGAGUACCUCCAAGAAUUUACCCUGCUACAGAAGCACACAGGAAGGAUUCUUCCUGUGGUUCAAAGCAACUGUCACUUUUAGAAACUAACGUGUUAAAUAUGCAUUAAUCAUUCAUAACAAUGAGAUUCUAAUUAAUUUUCUAAUUCAAUCAGCAAAGGAAAUGUGGGACAAUUCAGAUACUGGAGGAAUUUUCAAUUUAGCGAUCUAUUGUUCUACACUCCGUUUUAAUUGUUGUGCUAACCAAUUUAUAAUCUUCUGAACAAAUCAUCUGAAUUAAAAUUGUUGUAUAUUUCUAUUUCAAGAUAAAAAGACAUAUUCCAUCUCGUCUCCUAGGCACAAUGCGUACAAAACGUUCCAUUUAUGUUCAUCCCUAUUCACAUGAUUUCAGCACAAAGAAAACCGGAGUCUGUAUAAUUUGCAAUCUGUGGCUUUUCACAUCGAAAUCAUGCUAAUGAUAAAGAUUUGAUUCAACUUGUACAAACUGUAUUAUAACCAAGAUUGGAAUAUACUGUAUAAAGUAUUUAUAGUCAGUUUGCAUAAGUCUGUAGGGGAAAUGUCACAUGCCAGGAUUUUUAACAUGUUCACUUAUCCCAUAUAUUUAACAAAGAUGAAUUUUAAGGUCUUAAAAAUAAAAUUAAAUCCACAUUGUUGUAUUUACCUUUACUCAAAAAGUAAGCACUCCCACCUGUCAAAGAGUUAUAAAAAAGCAACCUUUUCUGUUACUAGUUCUCUCGUUUAAAGUGUACCUUGAUUGCGCCUGAACUGAACUGGAUAGUGACGUUCUCGCAAAAUAUUUAAAAUAAACUUACAGGGAAAUUGUUACAUUCAGGAGUUUUAAAUAUCAUGCUUACUUAUCUAUCUAUCUAUCUAUCUAUAUAUAUAUAUAUAUAUACACUUGCUAAUUAUCAAUAGAUAGGUGGAUUUGUGAAAAAUAAAAUUAAAUACAGAAAUCCAUACUUCUUUAUCCCGCAAUUGGGUGCCUCCAUUUUAGCUCCCUGUCAUUCGUUGUUAUACCCUCGGUCCUUUGCACCUGAUAGUCAACAUAGAGAAAGCGUACAAAGAAGAGUUGAACUGAAACCCUGUUUCUAUUUGUUCUCUUCAUUUGCAUUGUGUGCCCUGGCGUUGCCCUGUCUUAACUGGAUUAAGAUGUCAUUUGAUAAAUCUUUAAAAUAAAUAAAUAAAUACAAAAAGUGGUGCUUGUCAUGAAAACAAUUAUCACAGGUUAUAGGUUAUUUUCAAUUAUUUAAUUAUGUGUUUCCCUUCACUGAAAAAAACCCAAGGCUAAUACAAGUUAUAGGAAAUAUUUAAUAUUUUAUUAGUGAAUUUUCUAGAGCUGUGAUGGUUCCCCUUUCAGAAAGCAAUCGCAUUACUGUAGAAUUUGUUUUAUAUGACCUUUAUGAUUUUACAUGACCUUUAUUAACCAACUAAUUAAUCUUAUUCAUUAAUAAGUUAUUUGUGGCAGAUAGAAAAUGGAGGCAAGAACUAUGCAGUUGGUAAUUCUUGCUGUGUUGUAAAUGUCUUAUAAUAUAUUUUUUGUCCUUUUCUUAAUUAUAGACAGAUAACUGUGGAGGUACUACCCGAUGUGUGUUAGUUUCUGCACAUAUCAUGCCAUUUACCCUUUACCCUUUCCAAAAAUACUGUAGAUAAUUUUUUUUCUUACUCGUCAAAUUUGCCCUUCGGGGUUCCUCCUGAAAUUCAGUAGCAGUUUCUCUCAUUAAACUAAUGUUGCUGCCAUUGCCGUAAUAGGCCUUUUUAAAAACUUUUUUUUCAAAAAACUUUAUUUGGCCAAACAAAGAGGUUGGUUUUUUUCUAUGCCAUCUACAUCAAAAUGAUAUAUAGAUCAAAUCUAUUGUGGUUGAGCUAUUGUACCAGUAAGCAUUUUAUCUGUGGUCUGCAACUAUACAAGAACUGUAUAUACAAUAAUGUAUACAGCCAGACGGUAUUCUGACGUUCGUAUCCACUAACACCAUCUAUUGAUAUACUUGGAUAAUUUCAGGAAAAGAGUGUUGGGAACAUGCAUGAUGUUUUCUAUAGAAGACGAUUAUGGUUUCUGGCAAUUUUAUUGAUGCAAUUUAAAGUGACACAUAAUCCAGUUAUUUAUAUAUAUAAUUAUAUUUUGUAAUUUAUAUUUUUAUUGAGAUGAUAGUACAUCACACAGACGCUUAAAUAUCCAGCAUACAGCUGAGUAACAGAUUGCAUAUAGGAAUUGUCAUAAACUGAACUGGCACUAGCAUCUCAUUUUUAAAAGGAAAAUAAAAUGAUAAUAAAGUUACGUAAACAGACGAAUAUACAGCCUCUGAAACUGCCAAAAGAUCAAGUUAGUGUAUUAAAUUAUCAUGCAAAACAUUUAUUGUCAAUCAACUAUGUAACUAUGUAAGAAGUAUGCUUGUCAGCCAGCCGUUAUAGUAAAUAACAUUAAAGGGACACUAUAGUCACCAGAACAACUACAGCUUAAUGUAGUUGUUCUGGUGCCUGCUGCCUCAACCUGCAGGCUUUUCAAUGUAAACACUGGCUUUUCAGAGAAAAUGCAGGUUUUGCAUUAUAGCCUAGGGACACCUCCGGUGGUCACUCCUCAGAUAGCUACAGUAGGUGCUUCCAGAUGGCUACAGUAGUUGCUUUCUGACAUUCAGUGUCUCCAUGCUCUGCAUGGAGUCGCUGAACUGUCCUCCUAGAGAGGCAUUGAUUCAAUGCAUUUCUAUGAGGAGAUUCUGAUUGGUGCUGAGCAGCAGGAUUGGCUGAGAUCAUCAAGUUUAGCGAUCUCAGUCAAGUGUGGCCAUCUGGGACUUACCUGCGCAGCACUGGAAGUAAUGUAAGCUAAAUCACCUUUCACUUAGCUGUCAGGGGGCCGGCCACUAAAUAUUGCAUUAAAAGCUAUAGUGACAAGAAUAAUGUUUGUAAUCCUGUCACUAUUGCGUUCCUUUAAGCAUUAAGUCAAUACAUGCUGAGAUGUUAGCAUAGAAAACCAGUAAGUGUUAACGAGGCAAGUAUAUGUUAUGUGAAGAAACUAUUCAGUAGUAUUUUUCAUGCUGCUGUAAUCGCUGAUGCUCACUGACCGGUUGCUCCUAGCAAAACCAAAUGUGUUUGUGAGACUAAAAAAGAAAAUUAACUAUAGAAAUCCCUGAGUACUGAGUACAUCCAUCUUGGCUCCCUGUCAAUCAUUUGCAUAAGCCCUGCCCUUUUCAAUCAUUAAAACAAAAUCAGCCUUUCCACCUAUCAGUCAGCACAGAGAUCUCCUCAAAACAUGUAUCAAACAUCUUCAUGGAAGGAACAUAGUAAAGACAGGAACCGGAAAUAAUGUUUCUGUUUCUCAUCUUUCAAAGCAAUGUAUGCCCUGGUCAUGCCAGGACUAAAGUGGAUUGUGAUGUCAUAUAUAUUUAAAAGAAAAUGGAGACUCACAGAAAAAAAUACCACCCAUGAUUUUCAGUGUUUUAGCCAGUUGUGUAAUUUCCAAAGAUGUUCCAUUUAAACCUCUCUAUUUCCAUUCUAUUUUUAAAAAUUUAAUUCAAGAAGAAGAAUUAAUGGAGUAGGCAACCUUCCGCCUACUUAUCUCCCAUAAUGCUCUAAAAGCCAUAAUACUGGCAAAGCAUCAGGGGAUAUGUAGUCAACAACAUCUGGAAUUCCAUGGGUUGUUUACCCCUGCUCUACAUUGUAUAUUGCUAUAAGCUUUUUUCUCAUAUUUAAGUUAUUUGUGAAGCCAUAAAUUGUAGAUUAAUUGUAUAAGAGUUUUUACGUUCACUGAGGUCACCUAGCACUUGUUUCUUGAAAAUAUAAAAAUUCUGUCUUGUUUGGGUGUUACACCAAUGCCAACGUACAUAGUAAAAGUAAAAACAGAGCACAUUAACAAGUCUUCCAAUUAUCAAUUGAUUUACCAGGUGGUUAUAACAUAAAAACAUAAUUGUUCUUGAUAGAGAGCCAUGUGAGGAUCAAAAUGUUGAUAUCACCACUGGGUGAGUAAAUCGAUAAAAGGAAGAAUGUAACCGAUUCGUGACUGCACUGGAAAGAUCUGAAAUGCGUUGCCGCUAAUUCUUCUCUUACUUCACACCAGAUUUGACUUGUACGUUGUGUCUGCACUUUUUUUCUUAGAAAAUUAACAAUAUUCUCUUUGUCUUUUAGGCUUUGGAAUGACAACCCCAGCCACGAUUGCGGGGAAAAUUUUUCUAAUCUUCUAUGGUCUUGUUGGAUGCGCAGCGACCAUCUUAUUUUUUAACCUCUUUCUGGAACGCUUGAUCACGGUUAUUGCUUAUAUAAUGAAAUCAUUUCACGAGAGACAAUUAAGAAGAAAGGAUGGUCAGCCCCCAGAAAUGCGUCGAGGCUCUGGUAACUCAGAGGUGGAUAGUCUAGCUGGAUGGAAACCUUCUGUGUACUAUGUAAUGCUCAUUCUGUGCGUGGCAUCCAUUAUCAUAUCCUGUUGUGCCUCUGCCAUGUACUCACCAAUCGAAAAAUGGGGCUAUUUUGAUUCACUUUAUUUCUGCUUUGUUGCCUUUAGCACUAUAGGUUUUGGUGAUAUGGUUAGUAGUCAAAAAGCCAAAUAUGAAAACCAAGGACUGUACCGGUUUGGUAAUUUUAUAUUUAUACUUAUGGGUGUCUGCUGUAUGUAUUCGUUGUUUAAUGUUAUUUCUAUAGUCAUUAAGCAGUGUGUUAACUGGAUAUUAAAGAAGUUAGACUGCAGGUGCUGCCAAAAAUGCCAAAGAAAACUAUUUAGGCCUAAGAGGAAUGUGGUAAUGCCAGGAAACAUUCGAACUAGACGGAACAUCUCUAUCGAAACUGAUGGUAUUUACGAGAGUGAAACAGACGGGAGGCGGAUGUCCGGAGAAAUGAUCUCCAUGAAGGACUUCUUGGCUUCAAAUAAAGUCUCAUUGGCUAUCAUGCAGAAGCAACUCUCAGAAACGGCCAAUGGUUGUCCACGGCAAAUUGGCACAAGUUCUAGACACAAUGGGUUCUCGGGUGGUGUGGGGGCAUUAGCAAUUAUGAAUAAUCGCCUUGCAGAGACUAGUGUGGACCGGUGA
Pelobates cultripes (western spadefoot toad) is the source of this 60145-nucleotide messenger RNA. Lineage: Eukaryota; Metazoa; Chordata; Amphibia; Anura; Pelobatidae. The record is from the annotation of a GenBank genome assembly.